This is a messenger RNA of Xyrichtys novacula (pearly razorfish), 64774 nucleotides long. The record is from the annotation of a GenBank genome assembly. NCBI's taxonomy places the organism in Eukaryota, Metazoa, Chordata, Actinopteri, Labriformes, Labridae.
GACUGACUCACACCAGGUUUCUCAGGACCUCACAGUCUCAUGUGUCACUCUAAUAAAUGACACAAAAAUGGAAAAAGACACCUUGGUCCUGAGUGAAAGUUUCUGAUCAGAAAAAUUAGACUUUAACUAAAAGUUAAAUGUGAUGAUGAGGACAUGUUCAGCCCUGAAACACUCAGACUCACGCUGUACUCCUGAUCCAGAGUAUCGGUGUCCACAGACCUGAGGGAGGACAGCAGGGAGGACAGCAGCUCCAUGUGGCAUCGAAUAACAUCCAACAAACACCCGCAAGCGUCCGACACCUCUAUUCUGAGUGUGUGUGUGUGUGUGUGUGAGAGAGAGAGAGAGAGAGAGAGAGAGAGAGAGAGAGAGAGAGAGAGAGAGAGAGAGAGAGAGAGAGAGAGUCUGUGUGUGGUAGAGCUGCGGCUUCAAACUGACCAUGCAAAAUGAAACUACGCUGAGUGUCUCUCUUAGUUCUCUCUUUACGUCUCAGAGUUCUGCCUCUAUAUUUACACCUGUUAGUCAAUGAUUUAACAGCAGAUAACCCCCACCCCCUUCUCUCUCUCAGAGCAGGAAGUGUGGGGAAACUUUGACUGAAAUAACAGAAAGUUUAGGUUUGUAACUCGAUUACUCCACCGAGUUUAAGCGAACAGAUUUUGUCACACAGAGGUUUCCUUCCUCUGGUUGACGUAUUGAGGAAACAUAAAAUAGUUUCACCUGUGUGUGUCUGCUGCAGGGAGUUUGCAGACCAAGAUGCACAAGAGAAGGAAGUGUUCAUCGAUCCACUGGAGACAGGAGUUGAUAACCAGCUUUGCAGCCUCAUACUGUCCCUGAAGACAUACAGGAGGACCAACACUGCAAAUGACAAAGAUGAAAAUGAAAAGAAAACAAAGAAACAGGGUUACUUAAAAGGCCAUAAUGAAUAAGAACUGUAUGAUAGAGUAGAUACAUACAGUAUUGGUACCUUGCUUUAAAGUAGACAUAUUGAAUCUUUAUUUAAAGUUGUAAAGAGGCGGAAACCUACCUCUUAACAAAUGAAAAGGGGAGAAGUAAGGAGGGCAACUCAAAUAUAAAGGAAAAGAAACCAACAAAGAAGAGGGAGGCUGCACAAAAAAAUAAAUUAAAUUCACAAAAAGGGUCCACAGACAAACAUAAAACACAGGUAUAAUUUUUAUAAUUAAAUGAUAAUAUAUUAACAUUUUACACAGCUUCUUGCUCUCACAUUCAGUUUUCUAGCUGCAAAAGUUAAUCAUGGCUCUCUAAUGAUGCAGCUGAUUAAUUAAAUUCAACUAAUAUAACUGGCAGCGGCGUUGAUAUUUUAGCGAACUUUAAACAUCAAUUUUGUGAAAAUGUGCGAAAAAUCUUCCCUGAGUGGAGAUCUUUAUUUUCAACAACUUAAGCAGACAUGUACGGUGGCUGAGAACUGCCACUGCUGCAAAUAAAAAAGAAUGCAAAAAAAAAAAAAAAAAGAAACCACAACAGAAGUUACUCAGGAAACUGAAUCCCACUGCAAAUAAAAUGUCUAUGUGUCUGUCUUUAUAGAGACAACUUGUUAUCGCUUGAUUGCAUGUGAAUCUGCGGGUUCUUGUGAGUUCUCGCGAUUACCACUGUCCAUAAUCCGCCAUGAAAUUUGCCUCACAAAUGGAUCCGGUAGGAAUUGGCGGACGCAAUCCGGAUUGGAGCCGUUCCAAAUGCGGUGAAAAUUAGGGGUCAGAGAUCACUGUAAACUACAUUCAAAUAACUGCCUGUAUUUGAGAAUUUGGGGUCACAAGCUUUAUGAAGAGCCACAAAAGGAAAAAAAAAAAUCUAACUUAAAGCACAUGGCCACGGUUAGUUAGAGCAGUUCAAGGUUGGAAAAGUGUCCAACGCCUCUAAAGCACAGUGGCAGAGAACUGCCGCUGCUGCAAAUAAAAAGGAAUGCAAAAAAAAAAAGAGGUCACAAUGGAAGUUACUGAUGCAAAAUAAAAAAGAAAGAAACUGAAGCCUGCUGCAAAUAAAAAAGAAAGGGUGCAGAUUUAAAAAAAAGCCACAACAGAAGUUAACGAUGCAAAAAAAAAAAAAAAAAAAGUGACUUACUGUGAAAACAAAAGGAUGCAAACAAAAAAAGCCACAGCAAAAGUGAGCUGCUGAGGACCCAUAAUGAUGAUGCACCAGUGUUUAUGAUCCAGGCACAGUAGACGAGCAAAGAAGUAAGCUGAAAGGUUAUUGAUUACAGUUUUUCUCAGUCCCUUUGGUACAUUUCUCGAAUCAUCCUUGACAUUUGCAAAACAGUAAGUCCUUUUCUCAAAACAAUUUGUACAAAUAGCAAAACACCAUGGACUACCUGCAAAAGCCAGUCUCUUGCUCAAAAUCCUUAGUACAUCUCUCAAAAGUAAAUAUCCGUGUCAAUGAACAUGUCAGUGCCAUUAGAAUGACAAGUCCUUGUGUCAUUGUGUAUGGAUAAGACAGUCAAAUUGCUUAGUCAUGUUGUCAGUAUAACAGUGUACCCUGGAGGGAUGUUCUGAUGUAAACUAUGGCUAAAGUUUUGAUGACAAUCAUUGUAAAUUGUAAGUUACACCUCAGUGUAUGUGGGAGAUUGAUUGCAAGAGACUGUAAUUUGAUGACAGACCAUGUCAUUGUGAUACAGAAAAGAAAAAAACAGCAUUGCAGAGCACAAUAAAAAAAAACAAAAAAAAAAAAACGAAAGUAGAAAUGUGAACAUAGGACAAUUUCCUUAGGGAAAACUGGAAAUGCAGUGCUGUAGGAAUUACAGUACAGUCUUCCUACACCUCCUGAUGUUCCUGUCUGUUGGGCCACAAAUUCUUAUCCACAAAAUGUCACUCAUCCAAAAUGUCACUGUAUAUAGUAUACUUACUGUAUAUUGUAAAAUGAAAGUCGAAUACUGCAAUAUUGUAUGAAGCAUCACAGAAAGUAUACAGUAUUACAGUACAGUGCCUAUUGUUAGAUUACAUACCUGUUCUGUCAACGAAAUGUCUGAAUGAUUGAGAACACAGUUGUUCUCCCAACACUUGGCUGCACCCUUCGGCCAGCCUCAGCCAUUGUAAGCCCAUGAUUGAGAACGUGGUCUACAAGUGUAGCUCUUAUCUCAUCAGGAACGUGCAUAUGUCCUCUGCCUCUUCUGCCUCUUCCUCUGUUUUGCCUCCCAACUCCUCCGCCAUGCAGCCUCACUCCUCUUCUUCUCUCUGGCUGUCGACCCCGUCCAAUUCCUUGUCCUUCCAUUGUCAGACAUUGUAACAUUGUGUUGUGCCCUGGCAAUAUAUAUACUUGCCAGUUGAGGGUUCAUGAGACGCACCUUUGAGCUAUUUCAGAAAAGUGGUUGCUCAUUGGUUGAUCUAAUGCUUCACCACAUUUCCCACGGCUAGAGAAAGUCAAGAUUCACCUGGGAGGAAUUUACCAAUUCAGGACAGAUUCAAAAACGUCUAAUGGAAAUGUAUAGAAAUAUGCUUGACAUAUUAUGACAGCUUGUUCAACCAUUUUGCAUGUAAAGACUUAUGCAAUGAACUAAUGCCUAAAUGUUGAGGGGGGUGAGACUAUUCAACAGAGAACCAUUAUAAUACAUUUUGAUCAACAUGACAUAAGCAAUUGAUAAUGUAGAAAACAGCAGAAAAUUGUACAUAAUCAUUUGCAUGGAUGUACCAAAGCAUUUGCAAGUUGUUCAAAGAAAUGAGAAACUGCUUUUUUAAUGUGCACAAGUGGCACAAUGAUGUGAAGAUUGAACACGUAGUUUUGAGAAUUUCAAUUCUGAUCCGAGAAAUGUACCAAAGCGACUGAGAAAAACUGUAAUUUCACUGUUACGACAGUGUGUCAUUAAAAUUGUAUUAAUUAUUAUUAUUAUUAUUAUUAUUAUUAUUAUUAUUUUUUUUUUUUUUUUUUUGCAGGGGCAGUUCUCGGCCACCGCAGAAACGCAGCCUUGGCCCACCGUCUAAAUGAGUCGCUGAUUUUUCCGGAGUUUUGGAAAUCUUUGAAAGAGUUAAUAAGGUAAAUAAUAUUAUCUCAGCCAAUAAUAUCGGCUGAAAUAAACUAGUUUGAAGCUUAAAAAUGUGAAUAAAUAAGAAUGAAUCACGUAUACUCCGGUAAAAGUCCAGUUUGAAGCACAUCGAUGUGACUGACCUUACUUUGACUGACGCUGUUAGUGUUGGGUUCAGAGAUUGGAGUCAGAGUGAGAGCUCUGUCUGUGCUCUACUCCUCUUGGGUUCAGAGAAAAGAGUCGGAGUGAGACCUAUGUCUGUGCUCCUCUCUGCUCCUCUCUGUUAGCCGCACCGUCUCCUCCGCUAGCUUAGCCUGCUGCUAGCUAGCAGUCCAGGUAACCAUGGCCAUGUCUCAGGCUCUGUCAGAGGAGGAGUUUCAUCGGAUGCAGGUGAGAAAAAAAACACACCUGUGGUCUUAUUUCGGGUCGGUGGGCUCGCGCGCAGGUAGCUGUCAGCGCGUGUGUGCGUGCGGUAUCCAGGUGUGGCGUCAGUGUCAGCUAACAGUUAGUGUGUGUGUAUGUGUGUGACCUUUUUAUAAACGAAAUUAUGUUUUUAAAGUUUAAUUUUCUGAUUUAAAUUUAAGUCAGGGUCAGACUGAACCGGCCCACAGAUCAGAGGAGUCCUCCAGAACCCGGGUCCAAGAACCCGGGUUUAGCCUCAAAGGUGUUUUUAGCUGUUAGCAUGCUAGCAAGUCCACGGGAGAGUCACGGGGUGUGAGGAAGAGCCAUCAGACAUAUAUACACAUACAGAUACCGAUACAGAUAUACACACAGACACACACACACACACGCACACACACAGAUACACAUACACAAAUAUACACACAGACACAAACACAGAUAUACACACACAGACACAAACAGAUAUUCACACAGGCACAAACACAGAUAUACACACAGACACAAACACAGAUAUACACACACAGACACAAACAGAUAUACACACACAGACACAAACACAGAUAUACACAUAGACACAAACACAGACACACAUACAAACAGACACACCCACAGACUUACAAACGACACACAUUUAGACACACAAACAUACACCUGUUCACAUACAGACACACAGACACACAUACAAACACACACAGACACACACACACACACACAGACACACAUAAACAGACACAACCACAGAAUAACAAACGGCACACAAACAGACACACGUUCACAUACAGACACACAUACAGACCCACAAACAAACACACAUACACAUACAGACACACUCAGACACACAUACCAACACACACAGACACUCUUAGAUGCACACACAGACACAAACAGAUAUACACACACAGAUAUACACAUAGACACAAACACAGAUACACACACAGAUAUACACACACAGACACAAACACAAACAGACACACAUAUACAGACAGACACACACACAUACAGACACACAAACAGACACACACCCACAUACAAACAGACACAUAUAAAGACAUGUACAGACACACACAGUUACACAUACAAACAUACAAACAGACACACCCACAGACUAACAAAUGACACACAUUCAGACACACAAGCAGACAGAUACACGUACAAACAUACAAACAGACACAACCACAGACUAAAAAACGACACAGAAACAGACACAUGUUCACAUACAGACACACACACUCAGACACACAUACCAACACACAUGCAGACACACACAGACACUCUUAGAUGCACACACACACAGACAUAGACACACACAGACACAUAAACACACAUAUACAGACACACAAACUCAGACACACACACACACACUUGUUAGCAUCACUCAGGUGUGUUACCUGCAGACACACACACACACACCUGUUAGCAUCAGUCAAGUGUGUUACCUGCAGACACACACACACACACACACACACACACUUGUUAGCAUCAGUCAGGUGUGUUACCUGCAGACACACACACACACACACACACACACACACACACCUGUUAGCAUCAGUCAAGUGUGUUACCUGCAGACACACACACACACACACACACACACACACACACACACACACACACACACACACACACACACACACACAGAAUCUAAUCUAAUCUAAUUAUUGAAUCUAAUCAAUAAUCCUGAUAAUUUAAGUUUAUAAAAGUUCACUGAUGGUUGAUUUGGUUGUAAAGGUGAUUUUUAGUCUUUAACAGGGUGUCAGUGUUCUGGAGACUUUGAAUAUUAAUAAAAGUACUUAUAAUAUUUAGUAACUGAACAAGUAAACAAAUAACUAGAUCUGUAUCAGGACGGACCAAGGGGUUUUUAUUAAAGUAAGAUGUCAUAAAAAGAAAAAAAUAAUGUUACACAAAGUUUAAGAUGAUAACCUGAUUGACACCUUAACACACCUGUCUGAACAGGAGCGUGAAGAAGAAGAAGCUAACGCUCAUUCCUCCUCUUCAUCAGUCUCUGUUUAUUCUUUAAUCCAGUUCGAAAUGUUCAAUCAUCAUUUUUCAUGACACUGUUUGUAUUGAUUAUGAUCACAGACUGUAUAUAGAACGGACGCCCUCUGCCUCCUCUCUGGGUGAGAACAGCACCCUCUGGUGACGGGCUGCAGUAUAGGUCAUAAAUCCUGCCUCCUUAUGGAGCUGUGGACAGACUUUAUAAAUUAAUGACACAGAAUAUAAAUGUUUCUUCCCCCUGCUUGUGAUGUUGACAUGUAGUUACUGUCAGACUGGUUUGGGCUCAAGUUUAGGGCUGCACCUAACAAUUAUCUUCUUAUUGAUUAAUCUGUUGAUUAUUUUUUUUCAAUUAGUCCACUAAUCUAUCAACAAAUUAAUCGAUUAUUGUAACGAUUAUUUUUUAUUAACCGAUUAAUAUAACAAUGAAUUUAACCAAAAUAGCAAGUAAAGACUUGUCCUAUUCCUAUUAGUUUUUAAUUCAAUGAUUUAGUCAAGAAUCUCUUGAAAUCAAACAAAACAAAACAUUUAGGUUAUAAAAUCGAGGAGAUUUUCGCUGUGCGUGCCGGGCAGUUUUGCGGUUCCCUUGUCUGGUGGAUAUGAGCUCAUUAUGAAAGUAUUUGUUACUAAAUUACUCAUCUACAUAAGUAUAAGUGAAGCUGCACACUUUGAUUUAAAGUGUCUCCUGUAUGAGGCUCUCUGAACAUCUGUGCGUGAAAUACAGCACUCUUUUAUCUGAGGCUGCCCUGAAAGCAUCUCUCCGAGAUGGUGAAAGACUAUCAACGUAAAUAUUAUAUCUCACGUUGGUUUUACAACAAGCACUGUUUUAACAAAGUUGACAGCUUAACCCUUGUGCACCUCUUAAAAUUUACUGACACUUGUUAACCUCGUGGCCAAAAGUGGCCAGUCUAAUAAAAGUGCAGUAAAACAUCAUACAUUCAUAUUUUUUUUUAACUUUAAAGCAUUAUAUCUUGUCACCAACUCCAGACCUAUCCAUAGAUAUACAGUUUAUUAUAAUUUUUUGAUAUAUUUUUUUAGGUUUUUAGUGUCUUUUGUCGUAAGAACCCCUGAUUUUUUUAAUGGGAAAAACACAAAAUAUGCAAUAUUUCCAAAAAUGAGGUGCAAAAUGAAAUAUUUUUGAUAAAGAUAUAACAGCCCUGACCAUGUCAAUAAUUGAUAAAAAUAUUGAUUUUAAUACAUAAUUAUUUUUUGCACAAUGACAGUUUUCAGUAUAAACUAUCACUUGUUACCCUUGUGGCCAAAAGUGGCCGGUCCAAAAUUAGAACAUUCUAGAUAAUCACUGAACAUUCAGGAAGAUUAAGGACAUUCUGAAAGACCAAUAACAUUCCGUAACAUUAGGCCUGUCGCGAUAAUCAAUAAAUCGCCUUAUCGCUCGGUAAAUAAAAACGAGGUCGGUCAUUUUGCCAGCCUCGAUAAUUGACGUGCGUUUGUUUUCCUCCUCUCUCGCUACCAAACACGCUGGAUGAGAGAAGAGGACUCACUCUGCGCAUUGUUCUCGGCACCUGGGGGCGUUGGCUCUAUAGCGGAAUGAACGGAGUUAGUGAACCCUCCUGUCAGUCAUUCAGUGUCUUUGUCACGAGGGGGCUGGCGCGCACAGUCAGGCAGACAGACACAGACUUUUGGAUACAGUGCUGCAAGUGAGCGUCGUGAGUGAAAAGCAAGCAAACAGAAUGAACACGACAGCUUUGGUGUCUAAACCGAACGCAACAGCCCAAGUGUGGGAAUAUUUCGGCUUUAAUCCAGUUUUGUUUUCGUCAACCACAAAACUCAUGUGUGUGUGUGUGCGCACGCGCGCGCGUCUGUGUGUUGGAGGAGCACAGCAGGCUGAUGAGAGCUGUCAGAGCGGACUGAAGCGGCUCCUAUAUGUUUAGCGUUUAACUGACUGAGUUUUGCAACUCUGUUUGUCAUUUUCGUCUCGUCCCAUCAAUGUAAACGCACUUUCGUCUCGUCACAUUUUAGUCAUCUCUUAUGUUUAGCUCGUCAACGUUAUGUCUUCGUCGUGGAAGAAAGGGAAAUAUUUUAGUCAACGAAAACAGCCAGUGUUGUUCUCGUUGACGAAAAUAUUUCCCUUUUUUGACGCUGGCGUUGACGAAAAUAUUUGACGAAAUAUGACGAAAACAACACUGCUUUAAACCAAACGAAAGAGGUGAGCCCACAAAUACAGAUGAGCCGAUAUGUCGUAUUUGUUCCAAAGUUGUGGUGACAAAGAAGGGGAAUACGACGAACAUGCAUGUGCACCUCAAGCACAAUCAUCCCCUCCAUUUUUCCCAACUGAGCAAAAAAAGUACCGCCGGAGGUGCUGCGGAGCCAUCGUCCCGACAGGUACCGCUUACUGAAGCGUUUGGUAAGCAAAGCAAAUAUAAACAAAACAGCGCAAAAUGGUGCGCGCUGACAGACAGUGGAAAUUAAAGUUUAUCACUUUUGACAAGGUGUACUCGCAUUAUUAUGCCAUAUAAUAUCAUUAUCUAUAAUUUAAAAAACGGUGUCAAUAAUAUCGUUUAUCGGCGAUAAUUUGUAGCACAAUUAUUGUCCAGCAAAAUUUGUUAUCAUGAUAGGCCUACGUAACAUCAAUAACAUUCCGGAAAGUUUGAGAAAAUUUUGGACUUUUGGAAACAUACUCGAACUGUCUGGGAACAUCUGUGACAUUACAGAACCUUCCUAUGAAUUCUGAAGUCAUCAGAACCGCUCUGAGGAUGUUAGGGGGACACUGUUGGGUCCUCUGCUCAGCACCAUAGACUGUAUCUAGAAUGGACGCUGUCUGCCUCCUCUCUGGGUGAAUCCACUCUGAGAACAGCGCCCUCUGGUGACGGGUUGCAGUAUAGGUCAUAAAUCCUGUCUCCUUAUGGAGCUGUGGACAAACUUUAUGAAUUAAUGACACAGAACAUUAUCGCAAUUCUGAAUCUCCUAACCCGAUAGACGAUGAUAUUCCACAGCCAUAAGGAACAAACAAUCGGAGCCCAGCACUUCUAUCCAAUCAGAGGUGAAAGAGGGCGGGACCUUCCCCUACCAUCCAACAAAAAAAAAUCCUGCCAUCCAGGUAUACGCUGUUUGAGCCGAGCGUCAUCACAGUGACUUUAUGUGACUCCCCGGCCGAUUGCGUACAACGCUACUGCGCAAUGUUGGUUUACAGAAGUGGAGAAAAAAACGCAAAAUUACAGAGAGCUUUUCGGCUUCAAAUCCGUGUAGUUGUCCAUAUUAUACACAGUUUAUGAUCAUGACACAUUUUUUCCUGAUAUAUUUAUGUCAUUUGAUCAAAACAAACAAGAUUUCCAUGUUAAUAAUGAUAUUAUUUUUUACUGUCUGCUACAGAUGUGUAAUAUUAAUCUUAUGAAAUCAUUGACUUUAUUUUUAUAUACAAACAACGUAGAAUAUGAACUGACAUACAGUCAGAAAAACUCGUAAACAGAAAAGCUGAGUGACAUCUUCCUUCUCAAAUGUCUGAUGUGUUUCUGAUCCUGUUAAGACGUAACGAUGAACACUCAAACCCUCCUUUUUGACCUUCUGCAGCGUUCCCACCGUCAUUUGAACUCUGACAGGUUAAUCCAUGAAGAACUGUUGGAUCAUGUUUGUGUUGUUCUGCAGGCUCAGCUGCUGGAGCUGCGGACUCAAAACUACCAGCUGUCUGAUGACCUCAGGAAGAACACCACAGGUAAGACACCUCCAUCUGCUCUGGUCUGUCUGACAGGGAGAGAGAGUGCGGCCUCCUCCAGGAGAUCAGGACAUGAUAGACAGAGAGAGCUGAAGGGGGACCCUGAGACCCAAAAAGCAGUCAGGGUGAGCCACCCGCACAGAGGAUCUUUGUGUCAAAGGUCAGCUGAUUCAGGUGUUACCACCUCGUGACGUGGACUCUUAUCAGAUCUGAUUCAGGGCCAAGAUAGGAGUCUGCAGGUCUGCUGUGUCAGCUGUGAUCUUGUUAUCAGUAUGAUGGAGCCGCCCAUGUUUACAUUCAGGUGGAGUUUCUGCACCCGCUCUCCUGUCCCCAAACAGGUUCAGGUAAGGCCGUCUGUUCAGGUGGAGGGGUCCAAAACUGAGGAGACCUGCAGGAGGGAUCCCCUCAGUCCAGCAGAAAGACUGAGACUCUGUGGUCUAAGUGUUCACAUAAAUAAACCGCUCUCUGUUCAUGAUGCUGAUCAUCAGCCUGUUGAACAACCUUCUACAGCCGAGGCCAAAAGUUUAGAGAAUGACACAAAUAUAAAUUUUCUCAAACUCUGCUGCUUCAGUGUUUUUAGAUCUUUUUGUCAGAUGUUUCUAUGUUAUACUUAAGUUAAAUUAUUUCGUAAGUGUCAAUUUGUUGGUUUUUGUUUGUUGAGGAUUGACCACAAGUUCUCUAUGGGAUUAAGGUCUGGGGAGGUUCCUGACCAUAGACCCAAAAUUUUUAUUUUUUUUUCUCAAGUCACUCAGUUAUCACUUUAUCCUCAAAGUAAGGCGCUCCAUCAUUAUUCAUCACCAAACUGAUCUUUAAUGGUUGGAGAAGUUGCUCUCUGAGGAUGUUUUGGUUCUUUAUUCAUGACUGUGUUCUUGGGCAAAACUGUGAGUGAGCCCACUCCCUUGACUGAGAAGAAAUCCCACUCAUGAACUGUCUCAGAAUGCAUUACUGCUGUCAUGAUACAGGGCUGAUGGUAGGGCUCACCUUUUCUUCUGCAAACAAGCUUUUUUCCAGAUGUUCCAAACAAUCAAACAGAGGAUUUGUCAGAGAAAAAGACUUUACCCCAGUCCUCAGCAGUAAAAUCCCUGUACUUUCACAGAAUAUCAGUCUGUCUCUGAUGUUUUUCCUGGCUUCUUUGCUGUCUUCCUCCAAAAGUCUUCGCCUCAAGGUCCUCACACACCAGGACUGACGCAAAUAUACGAAAUUACAGAAUAUUCAGAGGCGAAUUUUGACGCGCCUGACUAUACACAUAAAGCCCGAUGCAAUUUUGCGACUUUCCGGGGGGAAAAAAAGACGCCUCCCAGGUGGAAGCGAGAAGACUGACCCAACAGCAGACUGAGUGUUUUUCAGUUCUGAUUAGACACUAGUGUUGAGAUCCUGUCUGUCAUGAUAGCAUGUACUGAGUCAGGGCCAGUACCAGAUAAGCACAUUAAACUAUGAUCCAUAAAUGUAAGGUAACAACAGAGACCUAAUGGUGCUGUGACAACAACGCUGUGAUUGAGUUUGAGACAGUGAAAAUACUUAUGGUAUGUUGUAUCUGAACAGGUUUGCUUACGAGCUAAAGUUACUUAGCACAGAUGAAAGUUAAAACAAAGACAUUUAGCAAACUGAUAAAGCACACAAACCAUGGUCAUAUGAGAAAUUCGACGCUAUGACUCUCCACAAGUUGUCCUUCAGGUUGUUAUCUUUGUAAUAUUUGUGUCUUUUAUCAAAAAGCACUCUGUUCUCCGACACGUAAACAAUCAGCUGGUCAGCCAUAUUGGAUAUACCGGUGAAUCAGACGCCACAACAACACGAAAUCUGAUUUGUCAGAAGUGGACACACAGUAUGCGAAACUUCAGAAAAAUCGACUGUGAUCCGAAAAAAUAAAUGCCGCAAUAUUGCAGGAUGGGAAAACGUUGCUGAUGUGAACACUUGUAUUGACAGGAUAUGGGUUCAAAAACAAAUAUUGACGUCCGAAAUAAUUGCACGAAAAAAACGCUCCUGGUUUGUAAGGUCCAGAUUCACUCACACCUGCUUACUGCUGUUCCUGAGCUCUGUACUGGUGGUAACCUGAUCCUGCAGCUGAAUCAACUUUAGGAGACAGUCCUGGCUCUUGAUGGACUUUCUCAGGCACCUUGAAGCCUUCCUCACAAUAAGUGAACCUCUCUCUUUAAAGUUCUUGAUGAUCUGAUUUAUGAUGGUUUUAGGUGCAAUCUAACAAACAGUGUUAUCCUUCCCUGUGAAGCCAAAGCAACAAUGACUGCAGGUGUUUUCUUACAGGUAACCAUGGUUAACAGAGGAAUAACAAUGAUUUGGAGUACCACGCUCCUUUUUAAAGCAUCCAGUCUGCUAUUCUUACUCCAUCAGUAUGACAGAUUGAUCUCCAGCUUUGUCCUCAUCAACACUCUCACCUGUGUUCUCUAUAAUCUCUGUAAUUAUGUCAGCUGAUCCUUUAGUGACAGGACUGAACUGCAGUGGAAAUGAUUUUUUGGAUUAAGUUUUCAUGGCAGAGAGGAUCACACUGAUCUGAUCACUCCUCACAACAUUCUGGAGUAUAUGCAUAUUGCCAUCAUAAAAACUGACGCAGCAGACGGAAAUUAAUUUUUGUGUCAUUCUCAAAACUUUUGGCCACGGCUGUAGGUUUGAGUGACAGAAGUCUGAAUCUGACAUCCGUCCAAUUGGAACAAUGAAACUCUGUUUUAUUCACUUUUUAAUGCGAUGCUUUACGUCAGAUUUUCCAAAUUUAUAUCAGAAUGAGAUUUAAAACAAAAAGAUAUUUUUGACUGGAAAUUAAAUGUUCCGGUGUUUGUUUUUUGGUGUUGUAUAGUUUUAAAACACUCUCUAGGGUCAAACAUCAUCACAGACUUUCACAGUCGGACUCUCUGCGUGUUCCCAUGUUGAAAUGAUUCUCCUCAUGUUGUGUAGAAAUGUCCUGCAGCUCUGAGGUCAGUGUGUCAGUGUGUUCACAGAAAAGGUCUCUAGCUUCCACUUCCUGUGUCUCCCUGCUCUCAGAUUUCUGCCUGUUGAAACUUUGUUGUGAAAAACUGCUGCUGUCGACAUCACUUCCUGCUGCUGCUGCGGCAUAAUGACUACUAACUCUCCAUGUGAAGAUGUACUGUAGAGAUCAGAUAAAGAUAAUAAAAUAUUGACCAAUAUAAAAAUCACAAUGAGCUGAUGAUGUACAGCCGCAUAAACAAAACAGACAAGAGUUAGAGAAACAAGAUUUAAGGUAAAGGUUUACAAAUCAGGAUUUAUCUGUUAAUUGAUGCUAAAAUAGAAGAGUCUCUGAAAAGAGUGAAAAUAGUUUCAGGAGGUCAAAGUUUAUUAAGUUCACGAUCAGUUUCAGGAGUUGUGAAGAUCCCUGGCUAUCCCUGGAGAUGAUAUUUUAAUCAAACUACACUGUGAAUUAAUUUUUUAUACUAAAAUAGGAAAUUUCUGUCAUAAUAUACUAUGACAUUUUUAUUAUACUUUACUAUGAUUUUUUUUUCACACUAAAAUAUGAAAUUUCGAUCAUAGUACACUAUGAAAUUUAAAUUCACACUAAAAUAUGAAUUUUUUAACAUACCAUACUAUGACAUUUUUACCAUACUAUACUAUAUUUUUUUCAUACUGAAAUUUGAGUUUUCUUUGUGGAUCUGCAGACCUCUCUGAGUCAGUCAAGGCUCCGGCUUUGUAACUUGAUGUGAAGGACUCAGUCCAAACCAGCUCUGUGACCCCCUCUGACCUUUGACCUAUCAUGUGCAUGCAGACGUCUCUGUACAGCUCUGAGGCGGUCGUGUGAACAUUAACACAUUUGAGUGUUUGCAGAUUUGUGCAGCUCUGAGCUGACGCACUGACACUCCGAGUGUGAAACCGUAACUGUCUUCAUGCUCACAGCUGCAUUGUUCUGUGUGUGUGAGUGUGUGUGUCUUUGUAGAGUAGUUUAUGAAGAAAAGUGUACUGUCGCUGAUGUUAAAUACAUACUAAAGCAUUUUUUAUUCAUGGUCCAUUUCUAGAACAGACCAGCUGAAGCUCCAGAAGAGACGGUCCUUUCAGUCAGACAGAGGAACUCUGACUACGUCUGUUUAGAAGCAACAUAGAGCAGAAAAAUCACCUCAGAAUGACAGAAAUAUUCAAGUCUGAUUCAAUAAGGAGAAAUACCAGGGCUUGACACUACUUUUUUCACAUGUUCUCCUAAGUUGAAAAAGUAAAGAGCACACAAAGAACUUCAGGAGAAAACUCGACCAAGUGUCUGCGCGUCAACCAGUGCAAAACUCUCCAGUGUUUCCUUGGGUAAAAGCAGUGAUCCAGGUGUGGUGGCAGUUAAAAUCUGUUGAGAUAAAAGACUGGAUCUGAUGUUGUCGAUUUUACUUCUGAAGUGGUCUGCAAAAUCCUUUCCCUGAUAUGCACCCCCCUCCCGUUAACAAAGUCAGUUUUUCAUGCCAUGGCCCCUUUAACACCGACUCAAUAAAAGCACGAUAAAAAAGUGUCGUCAUGGUCCUGUCAAUGUGGAAACGGGACAGCAUCGGGACAAACGGGACAAACGGGACACAUCUAUUUUUAGUUGUGAAUGCGAGUGAAAUGAUCACACUGUCGAGCCCUGAGAAAUAUUAUAAACUCUAACUAUAAACUUGAUAUCCAAACAUGUUUACAAAUAAUAAUACAUCUCUUUAUUCCAGGUACUCUUCAUUUACAGGCUUCAUGAAUGGAUCACAGUAAUGACAGUCUCUGAGCAUGUCUGUCUGUCUGUGUGAAUUAUUUACAUCUGUCCUUGUGUGGACGAAAGCCAGAGCGCAGACCUUCAGCAGAGAGAGACUUUGUUUUAUUCAUGAAAUCAAUAAUUAACACUCGUCUCAGUCCAUGUUUAAAAAAUCUGUACUGUUUUAUCAGCCUGUGAUGAGGUGAAACUAUGCAGCUUGUCUGCUUUAAAUCAAGUUCAUACUUCUGUGUUGCAGAGCUCAACGCUGUCCGACAGAAGAAUGUAGUUCUGGAAAGAGACUUUGUCAAAGCACAGAAGGUAAGGAGUCUGAGAUUAUGAACACAAAAAGAUCGGAUAUCUGUGAGUUUAACAUUCCUAAAAAUCAGAAAUGAGCUUCUGUAGACUAAUGUCUGUGUUUUCUGUCUCCUCAGGCUUUAAAUAAGAGCAAAAAGGCUCAGGUGAGUUUUCUAAAACAAAGCAUGAGCCCCCUCUGCUGGUCAUCAGCUGUGCUGCACAGAUCCUGAUGUUUGUCUCUCUUGGUUUGGUUUAAUUUUCUGGUUUAAAGUAUGGUGACCAGACGUCGCCGAUUUCCGGGGACAGUCCCCAAUUUCCGGGGACAGUCCCCGAAUUGGAUGACCUUUCCCAGGCAAAAACUGUCCCCGAAAAUGUCCCCGAGUUAAGCAUUUCAUGAAUGGGAACAAAAAUGUUGCGUGUAGGCUAGAACAACGGUUAUUACAGUAGCCAAAUGGGUAGGAAGCACAAGUAAGCAGUCCUGAACAACAGUUUUUAUGGUUUUACGGGGGUUAUUACAAGGGGCGCGCGCUGCUACUAAAUAGUACCGAGAUGUCUGUGAUUACGCAGCCAAUGCACCCCCGCCGAAUGUCCCCGGAUUUCAUUACAGAAAUCUGGUCACAUUAGUCAUUUUUAAAGUUUCUCUCUGUCAGCUGCUCCACCUAAAAUAAAAAAUAAAAACAUUUAAAAGAGUGAUUUUGUCUCCACACCUUUUGGUUUUUGCUGUUUCAGGAGGUGGAGGCCUUGCUGAGUGAGAAUGAGAUGCUUCAGGGGAAACUUCACAGUCAGGAGGAGGACUUCAGACUCCAGAACAGCACACUGAUGACUGAACUCUCUAAGGUAACCCUCCUCUGGUUCUGUUUGGACCUCAGAACCCCUGUGUCUGUGUUAAAGAAGCCCAUGUUCCUGUUUUUUCCAGCUGUGUACACAGAUCGAGCAGCUGGAGCAGGAGAACAAGAGCUUAAAAGAAGGAGGAGGAGAAGGAGGAACCUCUGACACCAGCCCUGCCCAAAACUCCACCUCCAGCCCCGUGGAUGGAGAGUUGCUCCGCCUGCGGGCUGAAAACUCCGCCCUGCAGAAGAAAAUGAAAGGUGGGUUAUUGGAGGUCCACCAGCAGAACUUACUCUCUGAACUAGAACCAUGUUUGACCAAUAAAAAAAAAGGACCCAGUGAAGAGCCCUAAGGAACGACACCGUAACGAGAUCCUUCAAAAUACGAGUCUGUUUGAUGUACAUGGUGUCUAUACAGACAUUUUAAGUAAAGGGGAAGGGAGUUUAAAAUAAUACUAGAAAAAUUGCAUUUUCUUGCAAAAAAUGCGUGGAAAUGCUUAGUGCUGAAAUCUGAAAAAGCAAUGCUGAACUGCUAAUAAAAAAUGGAGAAAGGUAUAAAUGUAAAAGCUGUUGGGUGAAAAAGAAAUAGAAGUUGGAUAAUUGUGAAAAUGGUUGAGGGACAAAUAGUAUGAACAUGCACUAGAUUUAAAUUUUAUUUAGAGGCUAGAAAAAUGUCUAAAAUUGGACAAAGUUUGAAUGAAGAAGGAAAUCACUCCAAAAGGCAGGAAGGUGAGAAGUGGCGUAUGUUUAAGUUGUAGCACUAGAAGAAGUAUAAGUAGUCAUAGUAGUGAUAUUAGCAUUCAUAUAAGCAGUAGAAGUAGUUUGAGAAUAAAAGAAGUACAAGUCAAAAUAGCAGAGCUUGUAGUAGAAGUAGUAGUAGCAUUAGAAAAAGUAGAUAGGAGCAAUAGCAGUUGAAGUAGAGGGGAAAGUAUUAGUUUAAUUGACAUCAGCAGUAGUUGUAGUACCAGAAGAGGGAUUUUGUUUGAAGAAUGAUUUUGUUUUGAAGUAUCAGACAGGUUUGAAUCAGUUUGAAUGAGUUUAAAUUUGUCUGAAGAAUUGAAUAAUGUAUUAAUAACGUGAUUAAUUUUAAAGUGGGGAAAAUUUAAAUGAAUAAAAAUCCUGAGUACACCCCAUAAUGUCCUCAAUGAGCUUAAAUUUUGAAGUCCUGAAUGGUUUCUGUAGGUCAAAGUUCAUGGGAGGAGAUAGGGGACAAAGUUUGUCAAGCGCUCUAGUAAAGAGUUUUAAAUGUCACCCCCAGUGCUCUGUGUACUAUGCCUGGCUCCAUGUGUCUCAUAUGGCCGUUAGAAGCAGCUUUCCAGUCAGCUGUGUGUCUCCAGGUGUACAAAUUGGUUGCCUUGGGGACCGUAGAUGCAUCACUACAGCAGGAGAAAGAACGUUUGAAGCUGAGAAACAAAAUCCAAAACUAUGCCCUGAUGCUCAUUCUCUGUAACGGCUACAUUCAUGACAAGAAACUUGUGAGAACCCCACGACUCUGCUGAACAUAUUGAUACAAUUAAUUAACAAAAUCCUAAAUACACCCCAUAAUGUCUUCAGUGAGCUGAAUUUUUGGAGCCCUGAAUGGUUUCUGUAGCUCAAAGUUUGUGGAAGAGGAUAGGUGGUGAAGCAGAUACAUGGUCAAAGUGUGUGUAUGUAGGUCUCAAAGACAGAGAGACACUCACGUGCAUACAUAUUAACUGUGUGCACAUGCAGGUGUCAUAGACAGAGAGAGAGACUAAUGCACACACAUAGUUACUGUGUAUAUGCAGGUGUCAUAGGCAGAGACACACACACACAAACACGUUAUCAGACUGUGUGUGUGUGUCAUAACUAAUACUCUGAGGUUUGUUACAAACCAAACCGUUUGAAAAUCGGUUUAAAACUAGAAAACGUGCAUUUCCUUGCAGAAAAUGCUGAGUGCUGAAAACUGAAAAAGCAAUGCAAAACUUCUAAAAAAAAAUGGAGGAAGGUUUAAAUGUAAAAUUGGUUAAAGGGCUGAAGAAGAAGAAGUAGAAGUUGGAUGAAAGUGAAAAUUGUUGAAGUACAAAUAGUAUGAAUGUGCUCCAUAAAUUAUUAUUGCAUUCAUGCUGAAAGAGGCUAGAAAAAUGUCUUAAAUUGCACAAAGUUUGAAGUAGUAGUCAUGUAAGCAGUAGAAGUAGUUUUAGAAUAGAAGAAGUAGAAGUCAAAGCAGUAGAGCUCGUGGUAGAAGUAAAAGUGGCAAUAAAAGUAAGAGAUGCAGUAAAAAAAUAUUUAGAGAAGCAAGAGUAGUGAAGGUAGAAGUUAAGAUACAAGUUAAAGUGAUAUUUGAGGUAAUUGUAGUAGUAAAUCUGGGAAUCUGUUUGAAGAAUCAAAAAAUGCAAAAUGAUGAGAAUGAUUUUAAAAUGGGAAAAAAAAUUUAAUAAUUAAAAAUCCUCAAGUAUUAGACAAGUUUGAAGUAUUAGGUUUGAAUCAGUUUGAGUUUAAAUUUGUCUGAAGAAUUGAAUAAUGUAUGAAUAACGUGAUUAAUUUUAAAGUGGGGAAAAUUUAAAUGAAUAAAAAUCCUGAGUACACCCCAUAAUGUCCUCAAUGAGCUUAAAUUUUGAAGUCCUGAAUGGUUUCUGUAGGUCAAAGUUCAUGGGAGGAGAUAGGGGACAAAGUUUGUCAAGCGCUCUAGCAAAGAGUUUUAAAUGUCACCCCCAGUGCUCUGUGUACUAUGCCUGGCUUCAUGUGUCUCAUGUGGCCGUUAGAAGCAGCUUUCCAGUCAGCUGUGUGUCUCCAGGUGUACAAAUUGGUUGCGUUGGGGACCGUAGAUGCAUCACUACAGCAGGAGAAAGAACGUUUGAAGCUGAGAAACAAAAUCCAAAACUAUGCCCUGAUGCUCAUUCUCUGUAACGGCUACAUUCAUGACAAGAAACUUGUGAGAACCCCACGACUCUGCUGAAAAUAUUGAUACAAUUAAUUAACGAAAUCCCAAAUACAUCCCAUAAUGUCUUCAAUGAGCUGAAUUUUUGGAGCCCUGAAUGGUUUCUGUAGCUCAAAGUUUGUGGGAGGAGAAAGGGUUUUAAUAUAACCCCCAGUGCUCUGUGUACUGAGCCUGGUUUCAUAGAAUAGAAUAGAAUAUUCCUUAAUUGAUCCCCCAUGGGGGAAAUAUUUUUGUGUCUCACAUGGCCGUUAGACGCAGCUUUCCAGUCAGCUGUGUGUCUCCAGGUGCACUAAUUGGUUGCCAUGGCGAAGGAAGAUAUGUCACUGCAGCAGGAGAGAGGUGGCUUACAGCUGAUUAAAUAGCUCUCCAGCUAGGCACUGAUGGUCAACCUCUGUAUAUAUUCAUGAAUUUCUGAAGCCCAGAAUGGUUUCUGUAGCUCAGAGUUUGUGGGUGGAGAUAGGUGGUGAAGCAGACACAUAUUAACUGUGUGUACAUGCAGGUCUUAUAGGCAGAGACACACACGCACACACAUUGUCAGACUGUGUGUGUGUGUCUCGUUAAUGAUUGCAUCCUAAACAGCUGUGAGAUCAAAGGCAUUAACUGACCUGCUGUUUGAAUGAGAAUCUGCCUAACUGCAGUGAAUUUAGGGCCUCUGAACUAUUUCACAUAACGUAGUUUCCUUAAAUCCUUGAAUGAAAAUAAGAACAUCGUACGAAUCCUCCGCCCUUCAUGAACACAAUGAUGUGUUUUUCAUGUCUGUACUCUAAAAAAUGUGGCCACAACAGCGAGUUAAAAAGGUCUGAGCCUGAGUGAUAAUCAGGAUUUUCUUGGAGAAAAAUUACGUUAGGGCCAAUGCAAGGGUUCUUUGCCAUUUUUGGACAGUUGGUCACCUGCUGGCCAAGGGGUAUGAUUUAAUGAUUUGAAACCUCUUUUGUGAGAAGCAGGACACAUAUACCUCAAUUUUGAUGUAUUUUUUAUGGCUGUGGAGUGAAAUUUGUGGGCGUGGGAGCGAUAUAUUCGAGCGAGGUUCUGUCGAUAAAAGAGGAACUGUCCACUCUAGCGACGACAUCAUCACUCUAGCUCUUCCAAUACACAUCCAUUAUAAAGCCUUAAAAUUUGCUGAAAUCAAUUUGCUUAAUCAGCAUUUCCACUUAAUAAUAAAGAAAUAGUAGAAUAACAAAAAGUGGAAAUGCUUAAUCAGCAUUUCCACUCGUAGGAGAAUAACAAUUAUCACAGGGGAGGGAAGUUUAAAGACUAAUUAUUAAGGGGGAAGGGAUUUUAAAGUCUACUCAUGAAAGAGGACGGGAGUUAUUAUUAAGACUUAUUAAGACUUAUUAUUAAAGGGAAGGGGUUUUUAUUUUAUUAUUAACGGUAGGGGAGUUUAGUUUGCUUAUUAAGGGGAGGGGAGUUUAAAGUUUGAUGAUUAAAUGAAAGGGUAUUUUAAAGUUAUUUAUCAUUAAAGGGGAGGGGAGUUUAAAGUUUUAUUAUUAAAGGGGAGGGGAGUUGAAUGUCUUAUUUUUAAAGGGGAGUGGAGUUUAACAUAUUUUUAAAGGGGAGGGGAGUUUAACAUUAUUUUUAAAGGGGAGGGGAGUUUAAAGACUACUUAUUAAAAGGGAUGGUAGUUUAAAGUUUUAUUAUUAAAGGGGAGAGGUGUUUAAAAUAUUUCUAAAGGGGAAGGGAGUUUGAUUUUAUUAUUAAAGGGGAGGGGAGUUUAAAGUUUUAUUAUUAAAGGGGAGGGGAGUUUAAAGUCUUAUUUUUAAAGGGGAGGGGAAUUUAAAGACUUAUUGGUAAAGGGGAGGGGAGUUUAAAGACUUACUGUUAAAGGGGAGGGUGGUUUGACGUUUUAUUAUUAAAGAAGAGGGAGUUUUAAAAUAUUUUUAAAGGGGAGGGGAGUUCAAUUUUUUAUUAAAGGGGUGGGGAGUUUUAAAUAAUAUUAAAGGGGAGGGAAGUUAAAAGUCUCAUUAUUUAAGGGGAGGGGAGUCUGGAGUUCAUUAUUGAAGUGAAGCUAUUUCAGGUGUGUCCUUCAGGUGUGUUCUUUAGAUGUGUCCUUCAGGUGUGUCCUUUAGGUGUGUCCUUCAGUUUUGUCCUUCACGUGUGCACAGACAUGGUUUUUAUAGGUGUAUAUAUAAACCCUGCGUUUGACCGCCAGCCCUCCAGGAACACUACGACAAAGAACUACUGAGACAAGCGGGCGCCAACACGGAGACGGACGGGUCAGCCAGCGCCAACGGAGUCUCUGAGGUCACAGAGGGGGAGGAGCCAGCAGCAGAGGGAACUAAUGACAGAACAGAACAGGUGACUGGUGUUUUUCAAAAUGCUCCUGAAUUUGGUGGUUUCUCAGAAGAUCAGAAAAUGAACCCUGAAACUGUCUCUAUCUUCAUCCUGCAGAUGUCCACUCAGCUGGACUGCACAGACAAACAUCUCCACGGUGAGUUUCUUCACCUCUACUCCUCUUUGUGACAGCCUCCUGUCCUGUCAUGUCAUGUGACCUUCAUGAACUCUGUGGUCUGAUGGUUUAAAUUCAGGUUUUUUGAUUGAGCCUGAAAACUCCUCUGGUCACCAUCAAGUCCGUGUUCUGCAGUCACAUUGAAAUUGUGACUCUUGUCUGUCAUCAUGAAAAUGUGGGAUGUGUCGAUCAGUGAAGUCUUUGAAAGUCACACGACAUGAGACAGGCGUCAUCCUCUUUGACUAAAACACUCCGUCCUUUUGAUUUGAAGAUCAGCUGGGUCCCAAAUCAGGGCUGAAGGAUCCAGCUUUGGUAGACUCUGGGUUAAAUAAAGACCCAGUAGAUCAGUAACCUGCUGUGGAGCACUCUCUGUUGGUCAGACGGCUGUGACUUUGAAUGCAGCACUCGUCCUUUAAUUUCAAAUCCUCCCUGUAUUCAUUGGCUGAGGUCAAGAGUGUCAUUCAGCGCUCAGGUAACAAUGAGAGCUCCCCCUGCUGGAUCAAACAGACCAUGAUAAGCUGCAUGUUUCUGAUUCAGAGGACCCAGAUCACCUCAAAGAGAGGACACACCUGUGUUACCUGUCCAAAGUCAGUACGUUUCCAUGACACGUGAGAAACCGACUUACCGCCUUAUUCCGAUUAAGACCGGACAACUGAAGUGCAUAUAAACACCUUAGUCCAACUAUAAUUGGAGUUCUCAAACUCCGAUUAUAGUUGGAGAACUCCAAUUAAGAUAAUUAACCCCAGAGCAAAAACACCAGAGAAGAGGAGAAGUGUGUGUCUCAUCUGCAGAAAAAGUAGUGCGUCCAUCAUGUAGGACAAAAACAACGCUGUACGAUGCUCCAUCUUCUUGCUCCAAAAUGCCCAGCAGCAGUUGAAGCCACUUCUGAAUCUGGCACGGACCUGCUGUUGUUGUUGAUGGUUGUAUGGGGUUGGAAACAGCGCUGCUGAAAAGACCCAUAUCGCCCACUAGUUUUGGGGAGGAGGACACGUUCACGUCAAUAAUUCAAUUUUCUCAGCUGCAUGUAUACAUGGACAAGGAGAGAAGUCCGAUUUGGCAAAACAUAAAUAAAUAUGAGCUUAGCUCGAUUAAACUCUGCAUGUAAAUGUACUAAGUGUGGACGGGUGUCCUUUCUUUGAGCCUUGGACAGUGAAUGCACCACGCCCCUGAGUUGGAACACAGAUGACAUGCCUGUUAUUCAGCCUGAUCAUGUGAUCGUGUUGAGUAGCAGAUCAUUUUGACGUUCAUCCUUCAGUUUAGAGGCCAAGGUUUCCAUCACUCAUACAGUGUCCUUGAAUGCAUCACUUUAGUAUGGUGGCCGAGACCCGCCACUGCUGCAAAUAAAAAAGAAUGCAAAAAAGAAGUCACAAUGGAAGUUACCGAUGCAAAAAAAGAAACUGAAGCCUGCUGAAAAUAAAAAAGGAAACGGUGCAGUUAAAAAAAAAAGCCACAAAAGAAUUUAACGAUGCAAAAAAAAGUGGUGAUGCAAAAAAGAAAAAAAGUUACUGCGAAAAUAAAAGGAUGCAAAUAAAAAAAGCCACAACAGAAGUUAGCUUUUUUUUUGUUUUCAUCCUUUUAUUUUCGCUGUAAGUAACUCGUUUUUUUUACAUUGCCUCUUUUUUUUGCAUCGUUAAUUUCUUUUGUGGCAUUUUUUAAAAUCUGCACCAUUUCAGUUUUUUUUUUUUGCAUUGGUAACUUCGGUUGUGACUUCUUUUUUUUUGCUUUCUUUUUUGUUUGUAUCCUAUUAUUUUCGCAGAAAGUAACUUUUUUUUCUUUUCUUUACAUUGCCACUAUUUUUUUGGGUCGUUAACUUUUGUUGUGGCUUUUUUUUUUUAAUCCGCACUGUUUCAGUUUUAUAUGCAGUGGGCUUUAGUUCCUUUCUCUUUUUUUUUUCCUUUUUUUGCAUCAGUAACUUCUGUUGUGACUUCUUUUUUUCGCAUUCUUUUUUAUUUGCAGCAGUGGUGGUUCUUGGCCACCAUACUUUCCAUCCUUGAAUCGCUUUAACUAACCAUGGUCAUAUGCUUUAAUUUGGAUUUUUUUUGUCCUUUUGUGGCUUUUCAUGACCCUAAAUUCUCAAAUACAGGCUGUUAUUAGAAUAUAGUUUAAAGCAAUCUCCGACCCCCAAUUUUCACCGCAUCUGGAACGGCUCCGAACUGGAACACCAUCCGCCGAUUCCUCCCGGAUCUGUUUGUGAGGUGAAUUUUGUGGCGGAUUUCGGACAGCUGUAAUCGCAAGAAGUCACAAAAACCUGCGGAUUCACGUUCAAUGACAUGAUAACGAGUUGUCUCUAUAAAGACAGACACAUAGACAUAUAAGCAGUAGAUUGUGUCCUUUCAGAGGAGGAAAUCUACUUCUAGACUUCUAGAAUCAGCAUCUCCUCAUCCAUGGUGUCAUCUGGGUGAAAUGACGUCUAAAAACCUUUCACUUGUUCGUCUCCGCCCGUUUGCAUGGUGUGAAAUACGAUCCUCCUGAAACACAGAGUGUUUUAUUUUGAAAAGAAGCCGGAUGUUUUAUUUUGUGUCUGUGCCCUACAUCCUUUCCAGCACGGGUUAAUCUGUGCUGAAUUUACCCGGAAUGCUCCGGCAUCCGCAAAAACUAGAACUCUUGCGAUCAGCUGUGGAGUCUGGCGAUCGGCAGAGGAACGGAAAGAAGCCGGUGGAAAUUGACAUGUUAACUUGAAUGGUUACAAUCAGCUACGAUCCGAGGAGAAGACCUCUUCAUAGACGUUCAGGAUGUGGUGGAAAUUGGCGGUUAUAAUUUAGCUUACAGCAGUAUCUGAUCUGGUGGAGAGUUCAUCUCUGUUUAAAAGAGUCCUGUCUGAGUUUCUGCCUCUGUUUGAGAGUUACUGGUGACCCUGCAGCCUGCAGCUUUAUUGAAGCAUAGAGCAGCUAGCUGGCUGAGGGCAGACACACACUACAAGCUGAAGAACAACUGGACACAAAGUAGAACUUAGAUCUUUCCUCUGAUGAAGAAGCUUUUCCAUAUGAACCUGAUGUUUCCUGGCACAGCUGCAAAGCCCAAACUACCCGAACCCUUGGAAAUUUGUCUUUAAAAACUUUAAAAAGUUCAGCGUGGUCAGUCCAGGUCAGUUUACACACCUGUUGUUUCAUGAUGAGAGGACCUGAUUCAGAAGGUUUCAUGGAGAACAUCUCAGAGCUGUUUCUGUCUGAUAAAUAAACAAACUCUGAGACUGCACCACCUCCUGAAGUUUCUCUAACUGCAGUGUUCAGAUUAACAUAGUCAGUGAACGCACCUUGGGGAGUGAGGAUGUUUGACUUUGCAGCUGAGCAAGGAAAUCUCUGAUCAGAGGUCAGGUAGAACAAGCAGCAGGUGCAGUGUGUGUCUGGCCUAACAGACUGCCCCCCUGCUGUGUGUAGGCCUGUCAGAGAAGAGCGUAGAGAAGAUUGUAGGUAAGCAGGCAGCGCUAGGCUGGUCGGCUGCUCUCUGUCCAAUAACUCACUGCUUUGGACCAGAGCUGGAGAUGGCACUGAACACCGAGCAGGAGGAGAAGAGGCUGCUGAGGGAGCAGAUCCACAACCUGGAGGUACACACACACACACACACACACACACACACACACACACACACACACACACACACACACACACACACACACACACACACACAGACCAGUGUCUAUGCACUGAAUUCAGGUAUUUUUAACCUGUAUGCUCAAAAAUAUCCAAACCCAAAGACAGGUUUUCCUUUGAAACAGUCCGAAGACUGGAGCCCAAACAGACCAGUAACUAGGGCUGAGCGAUAUGGUAAAAAGUUUAUCACAACAUUUUUUUCAUAUCAGUCGAUAUCGAUAUAUAUAUCACAAUAUAAAAAAUGAAAUUUAAUAGUGUUUAUUGGUACCAUGUCUUUUCCAAUAAUCUCCUGCAUCUGUGAGGUCUUUGUGUCUCUUUGACAUUUUGUCGUAAGGCGUUACUCUAGAGAAAGCAGACUGAAUGGUCAGCUGUUUUGGCUGCACAGACGCCAUGGGCUCCUUGCUCCUCUUGGGGUCUGUAACCUUUUGCGUUGCGUGUGCUCUGCCGCAUGGCACUGCUUCAGGUGGUGAAAGAGAUUUGAGGUAUUCUCCGACUUUAUGAGAACAUGUACUCGACAUAAUUUACAGUCCACAUUACUCUGCUUCAUGUCCGACCUCAACUAACCAAAAUACCUCCACACCACCCACGUUUUCGUGUCAGUGUUGUUGACGAUGUCUUCAUCUGUUGAGCCUUCAUCGUCAUCUCUUUCGGGGGUAGCACUCAUUUUCUUUUUUUCUCACCAACAGUGCUGUCGGCUUCACCUGUUAAAGUGCUAUGGUUGGGUGUAGCUGUAGUGUAGAAUCGUAAAUUACACCAAAUCGGCAUCCAAAAAAUCGUAGAAGAAUCGAAUCGGAAGAAAAUCAUAUCGUCCCAGCCCGACUAUUCAUAUAGUCUACCAAAACAUGGCAGAAUGACAACUACUAAAUCUCUGUCGGGGGGUGCACCUGCAGACAGGUGCCCUCUUGAUAACACUGGUCAGGGCUUCAGGAACACGUUCAUAGAUAAAUAGCGUUGGGCUGCUAGCUAAUGGCACUCUUCACUUCCUCUCUGUCACGUCUGAAAAUGUGUCUGAUGAAGACGACACUUUUUCAUGGACAUUUAGUUCUCACAGUAAAUGUAGGAGCCAAACUGUAUUUGUUGAAAGUAUGACUUCUAUAGGUGCGUAACUGAGGGGUGUAGUUUUGGAUGUUUGUCGGGUUCUUUAAAUCUCACUGGAGUAGUCAGGCAGUUGGUUUUUGGUAAGCUCUGAUAAUUUUCUUUCGACCGCUUUUCGCUGUUUCACUCAUCCUGUUUUAACCUCAUUUCAUCAUAUCACAUUUUCAUUUGAAGGUCCAAAGUUUUGGACCCGGAUCAGCAUGUUUUCUUUACUUUUUUGAACAAUAAAUUACUUUUUUAUAACACUCAAACCAGAUUGGUAAUUGAACGAGUCACAGCUGCAAGCAAACCUAAACCCCAGCUGCCGUUUUGUUAAAGGAAAGCAGUCGCUACAUUAACUAUGAUGCUCUUAAAUCCCUCAUACACAGAAAUGUCAGGGUCGGUUCAGAAGCAUCCAGUUAGAGUUGGCGCACUGUUCAAGGGUCAGAUCCAGGUCUAUUUCAGUAUCUAGACCAGAAGCUGAAUCCUCUUUGUGACUCCAAGCUUAGAAAUGUUAGUUUUAAUGUCAUCAUCACACAGAAUCGAUCAAUCAAGCUUUAUUUUUAAAGCACUUUUCAUACAGAGAAUGUAGCACAAAGUGCUGUCUAUUUUUUUUUUUUUAUAUUUUUAUAUAUAUAUUUUUUUAUUCGAUUAGCAUUUAAAAUCCACCCACAACAGAUACAUAGUAAAUUUCAAAAGCAUCAUAAAGCUAAUCGAAAAGGUGUAGGCUGAAGCUCAUGCUUAUUUUGCCUACCCUUUUUACAAAAAAACAAAAACUUUAGCAAGGCGACUCUUUAACUACAUGGUCUGAGUUACACUACAAGUCUUCUAAAGAAAAGGGAAAAAGAGAGAAAGAAAAGAUAAAUUCUCAAAAACAUGUUAGAAAAUAAAUAAACCAACAAUAUUCCAUAACAAGUAUACAAACAGACACAACCAAAAAUUUCAAUAUUUUGUUAUUGCUCUUCUUCAUACCGGAUCUUAUUGCUUUAGUUUUAUACAUGUUCUUAAAUAAGAACAGGAUAUUAAAAAACAAUAAAAUAAAAUAAAUACAAAUACAAAUACAAAUACCAAACACCAAAGCCCGCCCACCCUCCCACCCCCCCACCCCCCAUUCAACACACACAGCACUCACACACUCACACACACAGAUACACACACUAAAGACCAGGUUAGGGCUCUUCAACUUUCCACAGAUGACUGAGGAAACACUAUCUUGAGUGAAAAAAGAUGAGGAAACACUGGCUCCAGGACUAAAACGAUAAAACCAUAAUAAAAUAUAAUAAAGGUGAUAAAGCAUUAAAAGGUAAUUUAAUAAAGCAAUCUUAAAAUCAAACAAUAACAGAAAGUAAAUGUAAAAAAAGAGGUAAUAAAACACAAAAUAAUCACUUUAGGACUAAAUAGGGUAAAAUCACAUAAUGCAGAUUAAAAGAUUAAAACAAAAUUUAACUCAAAGCAAGACUAAAAAGGUCGGUCUUUAGUUUGCUUUUAAAAAUCUGAACAGUAGGUGUCGCUCUCAGGUCUACAGGUAGGCUGUUCCACAGAUGGGGACCAUAAUUUUGGAAUGAUGAUUCACCGUAUGUUUUAGUUUUUCAUUUUGGGAACAAUUAAAAGACCACCACCUGAACAGAUAUAAUAACUCAGAAAUGUAGCAGGAGGGAAUAGCUGUCAGAGUGUUUAUUCACAGUCAUGCUCAGGUUUGAAAUGAACAGUGACUGUCUCCUGAAAUGAGUCUCAUGUUUCCUCCAGGCCUCCAAACAGGCGGAAAUCACCAAACUACAGGAGGAGAUCACAAAGGUAAAAGUCAAGAGACAUCAUGUCGUCGAGCUAACGACUGAAGUUAUUUGUUUUAACAUCAUGACUUUGUUUCUGCCUCUCCUUCCUGAAGCUUUCUGACAAGUUAAAGAAGAAACAGGAGAGGUGAGGGCUCCAACUUCUGACACACGAAUGCUUUGACUUGGUUUGGUUGGAAAGAGUUGAGGUUCUGAAUGUUGAAGUUCUUGUCCUCUAGAAGGCGUAUGUGUUAAAAAAACAUGAGCAGAAUAAAAGUCUGUGCUUGUUUUCGGCAGUUUUCAGCGUCUGCAGGGAGAGAAGGAGGCGCUGUACAACGACAGCAGGUCAGAAACUACUCAGUCUCUCCGUUUAUUCACUUUAACUCCGACUGCCUCACCAACUCCUGCUGUUUCUGCAGGACAAAGAUCGAUGAGAUCAACCAAAGAAAAGAGGAGGAGCUGAAGGCCAUGAACCUCCGCAUUCAGAAACUACAGUCUGACCACAUGGCAGCCAAUCAGGUGAGACCUCACAAACAACAAGAUCUUAUUCAGCCAAUCCAAGGAUCCCAGAUUAUAGAAAUAAUUAAAUAAACUGUGUUUGUGUUCAGCUGACAGCAGAACUAAGAGAGCAGCUGCAGAGCAAAGAGAAGGAGCAUGAGCUGGCUCUGCACAACCUCAAAGACAAGGUAACACCCACACUCAGGAAAUAAAUACAGGAAACAGCCAGGAAACAGGCAGGAAACAGGCGGGAAUCAGAGAGGAAACAAGCAGGAAACAAGCAGGAAUCAGAGGAAACAUACAGGAUACAGAGAGGAAACAUGCAAAAAACAGACAGGAAACAUAGAGGAAACAUGCAGGAAUAAGGCAGGAAAAAGAAAGAAAACAUACAGGAAAAAACGGGAAACAGGCAGGAAACAUACAGGAAAUAAGCAGGAGACAGAGUAAAAACAGACAGGAAACAGACGGGAAAACAGACAAGAAACACACAGGAAACAGACAGGUAACAGACAGAAACAAAUAGGAAAAAUACAGGAUAUAGACUGGAAAAUGACAGGAAACACUAAGGAAAUAAACACAGGAAACAGAAAACAUUAAGAAAACAUACUGGAUACAGAAAGAAAACAGACAGGAAACAGACAGAAAACAGACAGAAAACAAACAGGAAACAGACAAGAAACACCAAGGAAAUAAACACAGGGAACAGACAGGAAAACAGACUGGACACAAACAGGAAACAGGAAGUCAAAACUAAGGAUAUAAACACAAAAACAGGCAGGAUACGAGCUGGAAAAUGACAGGAAACAGGCAGAAAACAGACAGGAAACACACUUUUAACACACAGGAAACAAACUGGAAACAGACAGGAAACACUAAGGAAAUAAACACAGGAAACAGACAGAUAUGAUAGAAGAAUCUGAUUGGCUGACGUCAGGAUAUGCUGCUCUGUUCGGUUCCUUGUUUCCUCUCACAGUGAAUUCUGGUUAAAAUGAAACUGAACAGUAGAGGGCAGACUUUCCUCUGAUUGAUGAACAGCUGUGUGUUUCUGACCUGCUCUUCUUCUCUCUCUUUCUUCUGCUCUUCUCUCUUUUCUUCUCCUCCUCUCUCUUUUUUCUCCUCCUCGCUCUUCUGUUCUCAUCUUCUCUCUUUUCUUUUCCUCCUCUCUCUUUCUUCUCCUCCUCGCUCUUCUCUUCUCCUCCUCUCUUUCUUCUCCCCUUUUAUUCUUCUGUUAUGGUUGCCUUUCUCCUUGUGUCCUCUUUUCUUUCCCCUUUUCGGUUUAUUCCACUUUGUCUCUUUUUUGUUUUCAUUUGGUUCCCGUUUCUGGGUUUCUUUCUCUUCCUUUGGGUUCUCUCUCUCUCCAAACCUCUGCUGCCCCCUGUCUGUGGUGCAUGGUACUGCAGGUAGCCAGUCAGAGCGCAGUCAGUCAGGAACAGGUGGACAGCAUCCUGCAAGAGAACGAUGCUCUGAGGACAAACCUAGCUGCUCUAGAACAGGUAAUUAAACCGAGAGAACGUCAUUCAGGGGUUUAACCCCAAAUUCACCGUCUGGGACCGGUUCUGUGGAGCCAAGAACAAGUCCAGCACCUGGAGAACCAUUCUAACAUCACAUCAUCUCUGAGGACUAACCGAGCUGCUCUAGAAAAUGUAAAAAAAUUGUAACGUAGACCCAUCCCAGAGUUUCAUAUCUGUGGUCAAACCAAGUAACUCUGGAAAACCAAGAACUUAAUCUAGAAACAAAACUCUCCCAAGACCCGCUCCAGAUGAACCCUGCUGGUCCAGAAUGAAGACAAACUUAAGAACAUGCUAUUUAGAGGACAAACAAAACAGACUAUCUAGAAAUCCAAACUGCUCUAGAGAAAAUUAUCCAGAUCUUAAACGCUAACCAUGUCCGGACCCGGUAACCUUACAGGCAGUGUUGGGAAAGUUCACUUUCUACCUGAACUCGUUCAAAGUUCGUUUUUUUCUCCAAAACUUUGCUGUAAGCAAUUAUAUGUCCAGAUAUUUUAUGGAGCCCAUUUAGAACCACAGACAGCAAUUAUUUUAGCUGUUUUAACACUGAAACUAUGUCAGAUUAAUCCUCAUAUCUAUUUUUGAAUCCUAAUCCAACCGGGUUUACAAUAGAGAGGACAGUCCUCAGAAUACUGGUGUUUCCCUAAAGUUCAGUCCUAACUAGUAGGAACGUUCAUUUCUAGAGUAUAUUUUCAUAAACAUGAGGAAAACCUGCUGCUUGAAUGAUUUUUAGACUGUUUUAGGAUUACAACAACAGGACUGUAGUCCUUCAAUUUUUCAUACUUUUCCAAACAGACCUGGAAAUAACUCACAUCAAAUUCCAUUUCAGUCAGACUAAAAAGGAACCAGAGCAAAUACUGGAAAUAACAAUAUCAAUAAGGAUAUGAAAUCAUAUCUGUUUAAGGUUUGCUAAAGAUGUCGUUGAUGUUCAGCCAAAGUUUACACAAAAAGGUUGGAUUUUUACCGUCUGUCGGUGCUGACUUUUACAUAAAACCCUUUAAAUGCUCAUACGAGUCUGUGUGCGCGGGGCGUGAUAUUUUUGUUUUGUAGGACAGUAGGGAAAAGUCCCGCCUCCUUCGCCUCUGAUUGGCUGUGAAACGUCAUCACACGCUCAAGGCAAACGUGGGCUGUCGGCUCUGUACAUGGAACAGAACAUUAUCGUAAUUCUGUAUCUCCUGACCCGACACAGACGAUGAAGUUUCACAGCCAUCAGGAAUAACCAAUUGGAGCCAACAAGUUCAUGAACGAUCGCUCAUUGAAAGUGUUCUGACACAACACUGCCUACAGGCUGACCCGGCUGUUCUGAGCAGGUCAAAGUUAAUCACCUUGAACCCUGGCAGAGUUUUUAAUCCAGGACCAGAUCUUUUGGAUUUUUUUUAAGUUCCCUCCUGAUUCUAAUGAGAGGGUUUUGAGGUGACUGACCUGAACUGUCUCUGCAGGAGAACAGGGCUCUGAGGACUAGUCUGUAUGCUUUGGAACAGGUAAUCCUUGGUUAGACUUAGAGAUCCCAUAGACCCUUUGUGUAGACCCCCCAAAUACUGACCCAGUUUAGAGUACCUUGACACUGUGAUCAUUUAAACUGUUGGAUUUCUGAAAGAGAGUGAACUUUAAAGCCAGAUCAGAGUCUGUUUAGUGAACAGGAGGACCAAUCACAGUUGUCGUUUUUGACUCCAUCCUCCUCCUCCUCCUUCUCCUUCUGCUCCGUCUUGUUUCCGUGGUCAUCACCCUUUCCUGACUCCUCUCUGCUCCUCCCUCAUCAUCAGACCCUGGACUCAUGUGUGCCCCCCUCCUCUAAACAAAUUUGUGUCUGUGUUCAGAUCCAGACAGUGAAGACACAGGAGAUGAAUUUGCUGCGUGAACAGCAGGAGGCGCUGACGUCUGAGCUGCAGCAGAGACGUGGAGAGCAGGAGAGUCUGUUAGCUCAGAAGGACGACCUCAACUCUCAGCUGCAGGUAAAACCGCCCACACAGGGGCUCUUACUUUUUUCACAUGUGCUCCUUACGAAAUUUAGGGGCACAAUGAAAAUUGAUCAAAUUAUGUUUGUCUUAUUGUCCGACCUUAGUACUAUUAUUUGAAAUCAAAUUUAGGUCUUUUGGUCACAGGACAUGGAAGCUAUUGAAGGAAAAUAGCCUUUUCUGAGAACAUCAACUGGUAACCAACAAUAAACAUUACCAUGAAUAGAAUAGAACAGAAUAGACUUUAUUUGUCAUUGCACAAAGCAACAAAAUUUAAUUGUGCCAUCCUGAAUGCAAAAAGAACAAAAACAAGUACAACAAUGCAUACAUAUGACAGCAUUCAUCCAUGUUAAAAGACAUAUUUAAAACAUAAAGACGUUGAUCAACAUUGACCGUCGUGUUACUGUAGUUAUGCUGCAUACGUGGACCCAUAUUGCACUGUUAAAUGAGGAGUAAUUGCACUUAGUCCCAUAUUGCACUGUUAAUAAAUAAAUAAAUAAAUACAUGAAUAGAAUGAAUAAAGGGUCACAUUAUUGCAUUUAUUGGCUUGACAUUAAGUUCAGUUAUGGCUCUGUGAAAGAAACUGUUUUUGAGUCUAAAGGUGCGGGCUCUGAGUGCCCUAUAGCGCCUCCCUGAGGGUAGCAGAGAGAACAGGUGAUGACUGGGGUGGCUGGAGUCUCUGAGGAUCUUGAUAGUAGUGUGUCGGCAGCGUGUCCUGAAAAUGUCUUCCUAUCCGGCUGUUAAGCCGUGACGUAGCCGCGUUCUCUUUUUCCACUUCCGGGUCCAGCGGCGUUGUUGUUAUAAUGCCUCAGUGCUAUGUCCCUUGCUGCUUAAACUGAUCAGAGACAAAAACAGCGACUAAACUAUCAUUCUACAGAUUUCCUCCCAACAACAAAGACAACAAAAUAACUUCAUCAUUUCUGUAUUGUAUCCAUAGACUGUAUACAGUCUAUGAUUGUAUCACAAACACACGGCAUCACAUCCAUUCAUUCAUUGAAUUCAAAGCUUCGCGCACCAAAGCCUCGGGGUGUCUUUGGUUUAUCGUUUCACAUUUAUUGUCCACUUGAUGGCGCAAUAGAGCAAAUGAAGCACGAUCAUGAAGCUUCGGCCCAGGAGGUGAGUAAUUGGAUGGAAAGCUUCGAUGCUUCAUGAGGCUUCAUCUCGCCAUCGCUAAAAUUUACGUUAAUAACUCUAUCCGAGUUGAAAGCUUUAAGUCCCUUUUUAACUCUGAGUGGUUCCCUUCUGAAAAAGGAGGUUAUUUUAAAGAGAUUCACGGGUUCCGCCAUUGUUGUUUUGAAUGGAGAGUGAAUGGAGGCUGACUCCCCAUGGACCAUGAAGCCGCUCCGCUCACAAAAUGACGUCACGCUUAACAGCCGGAUGGGGGCAGACUGAGUCCAAUGAUCUGAAUGAAUCACAAAAAAAAAUCAUGUACAAAGACAAAAACCUAACCCUACAACAUGUCCAGAACCUGUUAAAACUGAGGGACUCUAAUUACAACCGAAGAGGCUGUGGAUUAUUUCAGAAACCGAAAGCGCGAACAAAUGGCAAAAAUUUUUGUGUGUCUGUAAAAGGACUGUCCGGUAUAAAUGAGAAAAUGUAGAACUCUGGUAAACUUUAAGAGACUUUACAAGAAUAUGCUAUUUCUCAGUAUUGUAGAGAAAAUGAUGUCUGAUUAUGAAUGUAAAAUGUAAAGCAUGUUCAUGACUCUAUCGGAGUUGAAGAGUGAAUAUAUAUCGAAGUGUUGAUAAUUGUAUGAAGAGAGUAUCUGUAUAAUGAACUCUGUUUAAGGCGGAGGUCUUUAUAAGCAUUGCUUCUGCCUACACCCUUUUGGUCAUAUUAUACAGAAAUAAAUAAAUCCUAAUUGCAAAAAUAAUUUAUUGACGGUCCCUUAUUCAACACCCAACAUUGACAGUGAGGGUGUCGAGUAGAUUUAACCGCGCUGCUGUUGUUAUUCCCGGUUAUAGAGAGUGAGAAGACACCGGUAGAUCCUCAGUGAAAGCUCGUCAAAUAUCCAACCUGAAACUAACUUCACCGCCGUAUUUACAGGAAAAAACAUUUGUUGAGUUUUUUCUAUGCACACAUGUGACCCUAAAUACAUUUUACAAUUCACACACGUCUAUUUUUAGUCACAAAUGAGAGUGAAACGGUCGCACUGUUGAGGCCUGUGCUGGCUGUAGUCGCGUCAUGUCCCUCACUUAUGAGAAGGUGUGUGGAUGAUGAUGGUGCUAAGAAACCGUCAUGUCCGUGCAAACAGCUGACAGUAAAAGGCAGUACUUAGUUAAACCGGGCUCAGUCUGGACCACAGAAACAUCCCCACAGUAUCCCUGUACAAAUGCAGUCAGUAGUUAUUGUUGUUGUUUUAAAGUUUGCACCAUCAGGACCUUUUUUAUCUUCAUGUCCACCUUCUCCCCCGUCUAAUGAGUUCGGCUGAAAUGUUUUCACCUCAGAGAUAGAUCCGUUCAUGUAAACAUAUCAACAAACGUGCAUUUGUCAGGUUUUUGUGUUUCUGCACCAUCGCAGCUCUGCAGAAAUUUAGGUUUCAGGAUUUACCGUAGCUUCGUCAUCAUAAAGUCAAACAAAACAAACAUGUCAUCCAGACUGUGGUUGUUUCUCUGGGAACACAGUGAAGAAGGGAACCUCCUCCAUGUUUGAAAACCACCCGUCUAAAAGUGGCGGCCUGUCUUUGGCGUGGAGGAAGUUCUGCAGAAGUUCCCGCUUCACCUCCUUCCCUCUGACCUCCUCUCUGUUCCUUCUUCAGGAGUCCAGCUUUGCAAACAGGAAGUUGUUGGAGCAGCUGACGGAGGAAGGACAAGAGAAGGAGAAGUUGCUGAGAGAGCUGGACGAGGCCAAGAAGGUCCGUGCGCACACACACACACACACACACACACACACACACACACACACACACACACACACACACACACACACACACACACACACACACAAACCCACAAACCCUGUGGUCCAUGUUUGAUUGGUUUCUGUGCAGACUGCAGAGAAGAGGAAGGCCAUGUUGGAUGAUAUGGCCAUCCAGCUGAACCAGGAGAAGUCCGACCACAAGGAGGCGCUAUCGGACCUCAAACUGCAGCAUGAGAAGGAGGUGAGACAUGAGAAACAAGACUGCAGGGUUAGAUCUGCUCAGGUUUUCAGACAGUUUCUCUUUUUUUAAACCUAAAAGAUUAGUUUUUUAAUUAUCAUUUCCUCCUCUUUCUCCUCCUUGUCAUAACGUCUCCUUAUUUCACCUCCUCUGAUGUCUGAAAAUCCACGUCUGACUCUUUUGGUGUUUUUUGUUUCCUUUCCUUAUCUCCUUUCCUUACCCCCUCAGGUUCUCGGGGUGAGGGCUCGAUACGAGAAGGAGCUCCGCGGACUCCAUGAGGACAAGAACCGCUCUGAGGAGGAGAUCCGACAGCAGCUCAGGGACGAGAAGGUGAAUAUGAGAGGAGGGGAAAAGGAGGAGUGAGGAGGAAACAAUGAGGAAGGAGGAGGUGAGGGGCGAAAAGGAGGAAGGAAGAGAAGAGGGAGAGAGGAGGUGUGAGGAGGAAACAACAAGGCAGGGGGAGAUAAGGAGGAAAAAAGGAGGAACGAGGAGUGAGGAGGAAACAACGAGGGAGGAGGAGACAAGGAAGAAAAAAGGAGGGAGGGGGAGUGAGGAGGACACAACGAGGGAGGAGGAAACAAGGAGGAAAAACAAGGGGGGAGGAGGCGAGAGGGUAAACAAGGGAGGAGGAGUGAGAAGGAAACAAUGAGGGAGGAGGAGAUGGGGGGGCAAGGAAGGAGGAGAAAAGGGGGGAAACAAGGACGAAGGAGUGAGGAGGAAAAACAAGGGAAGAAGAAGAGGGAGGAAAAUGAGGGGGGAGGAGGGAGGAGGAAACAACAAGGGAGGAGGAGAUGAGGAGGGAAACAGGGAAGGAGGAGUAAGGAGGAAACAAAAAGGGAGGAGGAGAUGAGGGAGGAGGAGUGAGAGGAGAAAAACAAGGGAAGAAGGAGAAGAGGGGGGGGGAAACAAGGAAGGAGGAGAUGAGGGGGGGAAACGAUUUUGUGUGAAAAAGUUGACAAUGACUGAAACUCUGAGUCUGAAGAAGAACUCUUCGGUUAUGUGACCUUGUUUUUCCGUCUGCGUCAGGCUCGAACGAAGGAGUUGGAGGGUCUCCAGCAGCGGGUGGAGGAGCUGCAGGCUCAGGUUCUGUCCAUGGAGGGGACCAAAGGAUGGUUCGAGAGGAGGCUGAAGGAAGCCGAGGUCAGUCACCCUCACAGACACGUUUAAUAUCCUCGUUUUCAGCAGGUGAGGUAUCGUCCAAUCAGAAACUCUGGAGGGACUGGCGCACCUGUCAGGUGUUUCUGUGACGUACUAACGGUCUAAGGGAUCUCUAACACAGAGGUGUUUCAGCCGGCUUCACCCAGAAGAGGGCGCUGUGAGAAGAAACGAACCAUUUUACUGCUAAAGGUGUGGUGGUCCUCACAGGACCCCGACCCUCUGACAUCUUUAAAUCCAGACUCAUACACCUGUCAGGAUUUUCAACACCUGGGCAAUAGGGAUAUCAAGAUUCACUGAUUCAUAUCGGCGGUACAAACAUUUGCUAUGCGACUGCACCGGCAGAUUCAAGAAGCGUCGAUAUAAUUUAGGGGUGAAUUUGCGGUGCGUCUCUUCUCGCCUGUCUGCUCUGGUAAACCUCAUUUUUAAAUCGAUUUCAUGUUCUAGUAUCUAUUCCCUGUCCUAAAUCCUGACUAAAUCAUGUGUUUUAUAAGAUACGAUUUAUUUAUUUGCUCCAUAAACAAGGGAGGAGGAGUGAGAGGGAAACAAUGAGGAAGGAGGACAUGGGGGGGGGGGUCAACGAGGGAGAAGGAGUGAGGAGGAAACACAAGGGAGGACGAGAUGAGGGGGGAAAACAAGGGAGAAGGAGUGAGGGGGAAAAAGGAGGCAGGAGGAGUGAGAAGGAAACAGUGAGGGAGGAGGAGAUGGUGGGGGCACAACAAGGGAGGAAAAGUGAGGCGGAAACAACGAGGGGGGGGAGACAACGGGGGGUAACAAUGAAUGAGGAGACAAAGAAGAAAAAAAGGGGGAGGAGGAGUGAGGAGGAAAAAGGAGUGAGGAGGAGUGAGGAGGAAACAAUGAGGGAGGAGGAGACGAGGGGGGAAACAAGGACAAAGACGAGGGGGAAAAAUCAAGGGAGCAGGAGUGAGGAGGAAACCACGAGGGGGAGGAGACAAGGGGGGAAAAACAAGGAAGGAAGAGACAAGGGGGGAAAUCAAGGAAGGAGGAGUGAGGAGGAAAAAAGAGGGAGAAGAAGUGAGGAGGAAACACAAGGGAGGAGGAGAUGAGGGGGGAGAAGGAGUGAGGGGGAAAAAAGAGGGAGAAGAAGUGAGGAGGAAACGCAAGGGAGGAGGAGAUGAGGGGGGAAAACAAGGGAGAAGGAGUGAGGGGGGAAAAGGAGGCAGGAGGAGUCAGAAGGAAACAAUGAGGGAGGAGGAGAUGGGGGGGCACAACAAGGGAGGAAAAGUGAGGAGGAAACAACGAGGGAGGGGGAGACAAGGGGGGGUAACAAUGAAUGAGGAGACAAAGAAGAAAAAAAAGGGGGGAGGAGGAGUGAGGAGGAAAAAGGAGGGAGGAGGAGUGAGGAGGAAACAAUGAGGGAGGAGGAGACGAGGGGGGAAACAAGGACAAAGACGAGGGGGAAAAAUCAAGGGAGGAGGAGUGAGGAGGAAACCACGAGGGGGGAGGAGACAAGGGGGGAAAAACAAGGAAGGAAGAGACAAGGGAGGAAAUCAAGGAAGGAGGAGUGAGGAGGAAAAACAAGGGAAGAAGGAGGCAAGGGGGGGAAAACGGGUCGGGAGGAGUGAGGAGGAAAUAUUAAGGAAGGAGGAUGAAUAAAAGUAAAUGCUCUGUCUGUACAGACUGAAUCAUGUCUUUGUAAAAAUAUGAUUUAUUGAUUUGCUUCAUAAAAAACGACAUAAAUAUUAAAAAUUAAUACAGAGAGUAGAGCAAAUCCUUUAAUAAUGAAGUCAUAUCGUUAUUAAAUCAUUUUUGAAUUGUAUCGUAUCGAUGGGAACUUCAGUGUAUCGUUAAUGCUCACUAUUGGUGGCAGCGUAUCGAAUCGGCCUCAGUGGUGGAGAUCUACAUCUCUACUGGACGGAUUUUCUGAACCAUCGACACCUGUCACAGAUUUAAUUUUUUUUAACUUUAUUUUUCAGUAUAGCAUGGUUCGAGACAAUUAUUUCUUUACAACCAUUUUUUCUUUUUUUUCUCAAAAAUAAAGAGAGAGGAAAAAAACAAGAAAAGAAAAAGGGAACAAAGGAACAGGGGGCAGUUCUUAGUCCUUAUUUUGCAAGUGGUAAACAGAGGUCCACAUAGUCUGUUUAUUAAGCUUCAAGCUCCUUAAACGCUGUCCAUUUCCUCCAUUUUUGAUGAAAGGUAGCCUCAAGUGGUAAGGUAGACUUUCCAUGGUAUAAAUUUCGCCCAUAAUGUCCAUCCACUUUCACAGUAGCGGGUGAUCGGUUUUCAUCCAGUUCCCUGCGAUAGCCUUUUUGCAUGCAAUAAUCAAGACCUUAAAUAGAUAAACAUCUCCUUGUUCUAUUACCUUCUCAGGUAUGGCUCCUAAAUACAUGAAUUUGGGAUCUCUUUGACAGAUAUAGUGCAGGAUUUUUCCCAGUCUCGUUCACUUUGUUGUUUCCCAGAUUUUAACUUUUUUAGGCCUGAAACUCGAGAGAAAGGAAAAAAAAGCAGAAGUUUGUGUGGACACUGGAGGAUAAAGCUGCAGACAUUCAGAAACUUUGGUUAGGUGUUCGUCAUUUAGAGUAAAAAACUAAACUAUGAAGUUUAGAAAUACUCCAACAGGUGGAAUAAAGGAGGAGGAGGAGGAGGAGGACAUCUUCAGGUCUCUCUGACAGUGGUUAUUGAUCUCUCUGCAGGAGAACAUCGAGAAAAAGUCUCUGGAACAUCAGGAGGAGUUGGAGCGCCUGCAGAAAGAGCACACACUUCAGUUAGAGGUAAGCACUGACACACACACUCACACACACACUCACACACACACACAGAUCCACGUGGUCCUGGAGAACAGGUGUCUUUGUAAAUAUAAAUACAGGAGUGUGGGUGUUUGUUUAUACUUGCAGUCAGUGUAGGUGUGUGUAUUGUGUGUAUUGUGUGUGUCAGCAUCAGAUCGGGGGUCCGGCUCUAACUGAACGUGUGUUUCUAAUUAAAGCAUAGCCGUUUUCAUGGUAACACAGACAGGUCAAAGGGUGUUAAAGAGCCGAUCAGAGCGGAGGAGUCUGCGUUAAAGCGAGCGUUCCUCUGCAGCGCCCUGAUUGAUUGGCUUGUUGCGGUUCUUCCUCUGCUGUUUGACCACAUGACUCAUCCUCUGCAGAGGAAAGGUUUGUUUACCUUCAGACGCCGUGUUGGAGGAGGAGUGAGGAGGACUUCACAAGUACACAUGGAUAUAUCUCUGCAGCUUAUUCUAGGAACUGUCCCCUCGUAAAUUUAGGCUCUCUAAAGUCUCUCCGUCCUCGUUUAGAAACUUUCUCUGCUGCGAACGCCACCACUCUGCUCCAUGCUCCACUCGUGUGUCUCUGAAGAAAAGACGCCUCUUUUCAUUCACUGAACGAUCAACGGGAGCCAAACGUCACAGUUUGAUCAGACUCCGGCGUCUUAAUGAUUGAAGGAAAGAUGAACAACAGCAAAGGAGAAAUGGACCCUGAAGGGGGGACCUGAGGGGGGCUCUGGUCCUCAUCAUCAUCCAGCAGGGUCUGAAUGAGUCUGCGAUAGGGCUGGAAAAUUUCAUCAAUUUUCAAAGUUGGAAACUUUCCACGGGAAUUAACGUGAAUAAAUCUAAAAUGUACAAAAUUGAAGGUUGGUCCUAAACAGGGAACUGAAAGUUAGUUGGUGAAAAUGUAUUGUAGCAUUAUCUUGGCUACUCAACUCAAAUUUAUUUGUAAAGCACUAUCAACCACAGCUGAACAAAUUGCUGUACAUAAAUACACAAAUCAACGCAGACAAAAACACACAAUAAUGGUCUGACACAGCCAGGUCAACAACAGAGCACACACUGGCUGACAGCCCAUAGCUGAGGACUAGAUCCAAGGUGUGUCCUUUGUUGUGAGUCGGCUGUGUGACGUGUUGUGUAAAAUCCAAGCAAUUAAGUAGAUUUAAAAACUCAUUUUUCCUGUUAAGUGGCAUAUAUAUUUGACUGUCAUCACCAUAACAAUAAAAAGAAAUGCUAUGUCUUCUUUGGGUGGAGCCCAGGGGCAGUAAAUACAAAGAAAAGAGCAGGGGCCCUAAAAUGGACUCUUGUGGAACCCCAUACAGCAGUGGAGCAGAGCUGGACACUGAAUCUUCAAGGCUGUGUCUCAUUUCAGAGACCGCAUCAGGAUAAGCGCGCUUUAUUUGUGCGACCUUGAACAGACACAAAAUAGUAGAUACAUACAAGCACAGAUCAUUCCCACAAAAUUCAUCCAAUGAUUGUUUUGUAUGAAGGAGUAUGAGGACCGUAUUGAGAAUUUUUUUUAAAGACUUUGAGAUUUCAGUCGUGAAUUUACGAGAAUAAAGUCAUUAAUUUAUGAGAAUAAAGUCGUAAGUUCAGCUGUUAUUUCAGAGGAGACUUGUUAAAAUUAGGGCCAUGAAGCAUUUGAAGGAACUGUGCUUCAGUAUAUGUUUCACAAACAAGGAGAUACUUCAUCCUUUGGCACAUCAGCAUCACAUUGUCAUAAGUAUAAAGACUUAAAAAAAAGAAUAUAUGAGAAAUAUGUCUUUUCCACGGGAAAAAAAACUGCUGUACUUGAAGGAAAUCGCUGCUUUUGUGGAGGCAGAAAUGGAUAUGCUGAGGAUAUAUCUGUCAAUGCAGCCGUAAAUAUCCGUGAAUGACAUUGAGCUUUAAUUUAUAUGAAUCCAUAUGCAAUAAUAAGGUAUUGGUGUCUCUGCAGGUGUAGGCUACGGCCGGUGUCAGAGACGUGGUGCUCGUCUGAGCUCGACUCCCUCUGGAUUAGUGCUGGGCGAUAGGACGAUAGAUAUCGUUGGCACGAUAGAAAAUGUCUAUCGUGCCAUUUUUAUUUUUAUCGUUUCGGGCGAUAGGCUGUAUUUAAUCCAUAGGGCUUGUGCCAUCAGAUGAUUCAUAGUAACAACAACAAUAAUUGCACAUUCAGUAAGUGUAUUUGGUGUCGAACGGGAUAGAAAACAAUAUUUUCUUACAAAGAAAAGGAUGCGUUGACAUGUGGGCUUGCAUUUCUCUUUCGAUUUUGCGACAUGACGCCGCUUUACGUGCCCUCUUUAUGUCCAGCGUCUCCCGCCGUUGCGGGUUACCUGGGUUACACAUGUGAGGGGAUCAUUGUAAGCAGUGCUUAAUUUGUGCCAGAGCAAGUCGGAGCGCGAUCCGGGACCUCUUUUGAUCGGAUCUGGGACCUAUUUCAGCCGCUCCGGCACCUGUUUCAUCUGCUCCGGGACCUUCCCUGUAGAGGAUGACUUUUUUCGGGAAUUCCCGUGGGUCACGUGAUUCCCGCGGGAAUCCCACGGGAUAGGAGUCAUUUUUUUAUUAAUCCCUUGAUCGAGACGGGACGGGAAAAAAAGCAACGGGAGUGGGCAGGAGCGGGAACAACAUUAAUAGAUGAUCAUUUUCAGCCGUGUUUAACAACCAGAUGAACAGGUGCGUCCAUUUUUGUAGUCAUCUCUCAGUGAGAGCCAACACUCUUGACCGCCCUAGCAACACAAAAGAACUACAACAGCGGUUUGACUUCCUGUCAGCUGGGAGCGUGGCUGCGCAUUUGUACCCUUCGAGCCAGGAGCGGGAAAACGUAAUUUUGUGACAUUCUGUAGUUUUUCAAUCAUUUCUGGAGUCGUGGCGAAUCAAAUCACCUUACCUGUCUGCCCCUGAUAGGCGAAUAAAGCGCUCGGAUUCAUGCUCGGGUCUUGCUACGUGCUUCAAGAGUAAAGUAAACAAUGAUGGAGGCAGAGAGCAGCUUUGGAGGAGAAACAUCUAGCAGUGUGAACAACCUCUUCAAAAGAGCCCUAAAGACCUACCUUUUUAAUAAAGCCUUUGGUUAGUUUUCCUCUAUGCUUUAUGCUUUUACUACCUUGCCUCUUACAUUGCAACUCUAUAUAUUUUAUUUUUUUAAAAUUCUUUUUUAUGCCAAUCUGUGACUGUCAUUCUAUUGCUUUUUUUAUUGUUGCUGCUCUUUUUUUACUGUGUACUGUAGCACUUUGAGAUUUUUUGUAAAUGUAAAGUGCAUUACAAAUUAAAUUUAUUAUUAUUAUUAUUAUUAUUAUGGAGUGCAUAACGCACGUCAGCCACAUAUUUAUUUAUUCAUUUUUCUAGUUUUAAGUGCUGGUCUUGUACUGGUACUGUACUAGUGCAGCUGUAUACACUUAAAUUUUUCAUAGAACUGAAAGCAUACCAUAGCUAUAUCGUGAUAUAUAUCGUUAUCGUGAUAUAAAAUGAUCCAUAUCGUGAUAUACAUUUUUUUCCAUAUCGCCCAGCACUACUCUGGAUCACAAAUGUUGAUUAUCAUCAGUUUGAUUGUUUCUUCAGAAACCACAAAAUCUCUCUGAAUGACCCGCUGAUACAUCCACCGAUAACCCUGCAGAUGACCAGCUUCAGUCAUUUCCCCCUCCACAAAAGCAGCUUUAUGACUUUAUUUACUUUAUUCUCCUAAAUUUACAACUUUAAUCUCUAAAUCUUAAAAGAAAAGAAACCCUCAAUGUUGUCCUGAUACUCUGCUGUAGUUUUGUCAGCUUUCUUAUUUCUAAUGUUUUUGAUAGUUGUAACACAGCGGAUCAGUUCGUCUCUAAAUCUAUAAUGUUUGGUUUGCAGAUUUUAGUGAGUUCAGAGAUCAUGUGCUCGUACAGCCUGAGCUGACUGUCUGCUGUUUUUGGAUUGCUUGUAUUUUCUUUGAAGACGCGCUGUGUCUCCAAGCGAGUCCAGCCUCUCACCUGAAAUGCUCAGCUGUGCAGCGGCACGCAAAGAAUUCUGGGAUACCAACGGCACGAAAGCGUGCAUAAAUGCACGCUUGAAAAAUGCUAAGCGCGCUUAGCAUUUCUUAGCAUUUCGUGCCAAAUGGGACACCGUUCGCGCUGCUUGAUGACAUCAUGCACGCUUCAAAUGCGCCGUUCGACGGUGCGGUCUCUGAAAUGGGACACAGCCCAAGGCUCACACUCGUUGUUCUGUCAGCCAAAUAUGACUUGAACCACUCCAGUGCAGUACCACAGAUACCUAUAAGGUGGGGUAGCAGAGCCACUAGAGUAUUGUGGUCCACUGUGUCAAAAGCUGCAGUUAGAUCCAACAGAACAAGAAUAACAUUAUCACCUAAAACUACCAGAUUUAAUGCAAGUCCACUCCUCAAUCACAUGAUCACACUGCUUACUGCAGGGAUAUUGAGGCCACAGCCCCUACAUGCACUGUGCAUUCCUCAAUCACAUGAUUCACAGAUGAUUUCUUGAACCCUGGAGGCCACUCUUUAGAGCCUAAAGCACAAGACAUUUGAACCCACAGACUAUAAAGUCAAGUAAGUUUGGAUGAUAUUAUGGGGUAAAUAUAUUUGAUCUAUAAUAGUAUUAAUAUUUAACUUGUAAAAAUUAAAUAAAAAUAGGUGCUAAAUGUAAGUUAUUUUUUGGUAGCUACUUCAAAUGUGAUGCUGUUUCUUCUGACUCCUGACAGAUGGUUUGCUGUAACCAAACAAUCAUUUAUACAUCAAUAAUCAAAUAUUUGGAAGACCAUUCCAGUUGUUUAGCCAACUAUAUUUCUGUUCAUGCCAUUGCAUUAGUGUUUUUACAAGAUUUUUUGUUAUUUUAUUCUAUAGAAAAAUGCCACGUUCACCAUCUGAUGUUGAAGGAAGAAUAUUUGUAUUUAUGUUUGGAUAUGAUACAGUUUGUUUAAAUUAACCCCAAUUUACAGUGAAUUCCCAUAAAUUUCCAUAACUCCCAUUAUUUCCAUGAAAGUUUCCAAUCUGGAUCAUUUCCAAAAUUCCUCAGUUUAACUUCCCGUGAAAAGUUUCUGGAAGUUUUCUGGCCGUUUGAAACCUUUCGUGUAAAUAUAAAUCUGAGAGUUUGGACCGGACUUUCAAAGUUGGACUUUCAAAGUUGGACUCUCGAUCAUUCCUACACGGUUCUUCUCAGAGAGAGCGAGAGCUGGGCUCCUUUUUUACCCAGAGGAUCGAUCCAGUUCCUCUGGUUCUGGUUUUGGUACUGAAACACUUGAAAAGUGUGUCUGAAGUUAUGUAAGAGGUUCAGCUUCUCCUGGGAGAACACAUGGUUGAUGGAUGGCUGAGCGUGAGUGUGUGGACCGCCUCCCUCUGAACACACCUGUCACAGGUGAGGUCACAGGUGAGGUUACCUGAGUGAUGGUCCAGGUGUUGACUUACUCUGAGCGCCAGGUGCUUCACUCAGAACCACACACACAGACACCUGAAGGGAGGAAAGGAGGAAGGAAGGACGUAAGGGAGGGAGGUAGAAAGGAAGGAAGGACAGGAGGGAGGGACGAAGGAAGGAAGGAAGGAAGGAAGGGAGGGUGGGAGGGAGGUAAGGAGGGAGGAAGGAAGGGCGAAAAAAAGAAUGGAAAGAAGGAAGUGAGGGAGGAAGGAAGGGAGGAAGGGAGGAAGGAAAGGAGGGAGGGAGGAAGGAAGAAAGAAUGGAAAGAAGGAAGUAAGGGAGGAAGGAAAGGAGGGAGGGAAGAAGAGGGAUGAAGGGAGGAAAGAAAGAAGGGAGAGAGGGAGAAGGGAAGGGAGGGGAAAGGAAGUAAGUGAGGGAGGGAGGUAGAAAGGAAGGAAAGAAGGAAGGAAGUUAGAGAGGAAGAAAAGGAGGGAGGGAGAACAAAAGAGGGAGGGAGGAAGAAAGGAAGGGAGGGAGGAAGAAUGGAAGGAAAGAAGGAAGUAAGGGAGGAAGAAUGGAAGGAAAGAAGGAAGUGAGGGAGGGCGGAAGAAAGGAAUGAAAGAAGGAAGGGGGAGGAUGGAUGGGAGGGAGGAAGGAAGGAAGGAAGAAAAGAAAGGAGUGAGGAAGGAAAGAAAGGAGGGAGAAAGGAAGGAACAAAGGAAAGAAAGAAGGAAGGAAGUUGGGGGGAAGAAAGAAGGGAGGAAGAUAGGAGGGAUUAAACAAAGGGAGGGGGGGCAGGAAGGAAAGAUGGAGGAAAAGCAGGAAGGAAGAAAGGAAAAGGGGAGGUAGGAAGGAAGUCAAGAUGGGAGGGAGGAAGGAAUGAAGGGAGGGAGGAAUGAACAAAGGGAAAGAAGGAAAGUAGGAAAGAGGGGAGGAUGCAGUGAUGCUUGGUGUCCAGCAGGGGGAGAUCUGUGUAAAUCUGUGUUUCCAGUUUUAACCUGAAAAAUAAAUAAAGAAAACCUGAUCCUAAAGUGGACCUCCUGACACUCCAAACAGGAAGAACUCUUUUUAUCGUCAGUCUGAUAACCAACCAAUCAAAUUCAGCCGCUGAGCAUCAUAGGAAAUGUCAAAGUUACAAGACCUCUCAGCCAAUCAGAUUACAGGGCUGACUGUGGGGUCCUGAGAGGAGACUGAAGGACUCCAGAGACUGUGUAUGUGUGUGUGCGUGUUAUCUAAGAGCAGGAAGAGGAAACUUAAUAGGAAAAGUUAAUUAAUGAUGAAGGAGGAAGUCUAAUUAGCGGCUCGUCCUCUUGGCAGGUGCGCUCAGUGUUCAGACUUGAGUUUCAGUGCUUACGUGUCAUUUAAAGGUGAUCACAUGAACCUUUGGUUGAAAGGCUCAGAGAGGCGGGUCUGUGAUCUGGUUCAGUAUUAGAACCAGAACCAGAAUCAGCUGUUUCUGUGACUGAAGUGAAAAUCUCAAACAGUCAAAUUCAUUGUGUUUCCUUGCUGAGCGGACUGAAGCCGUGUCCUUAAAACCAGAGACUCUGUGUGUGUGUGUGUGUGUGUGUGUGUGUGCGUGCGUGCGUGUGUUUCCCUCGGUGGGUCAGGUGGGCGUUUUCAGCCUGUUUUUCCUCUUCAUGAAGAUUUCAGUCAAAUUAAUUAGCAGCAGAUUAGAGAUAAAAGGAGAAUUAGGAGGCUCUUUUUUUUUCACAUUAAUCCUUAAAUCGGCUGGAUUUACGGGGGGGGUGGUAUCAGGAAUUUUUACCACAGACAGAAGGAAGUUUCUUAGUUUCUUAAAGGGGCUUUUUAUGUCUCAGAGGGACGGGCAGCCUCUUGGUCUGGUGUAAAAAUUGGUUCAGUUCUGGUCUGAUAGAUUUUGACAAAACCAGAGACUGUACAGUGGGACCAUUUUCAAAAUAAAAGUCUAAUGUGUCUGUGUGUCUGUAUCUGUGUCUGUGUGUUCUGCAGGAGAAGCAGUCACAGAUGGAGGCAGUAAAGCAGCAGCUGUUGGAGCUGGAGAAACAGAAGGAGGAACACAACGACACCAUCGCCAAACUUAAACAGGUAACACCUCAGAACACCUGAGUUUACCCAACUACAUGUGACUACACCUGACUUCACCUGACCAGUGUUGGGGAAGUUCACUUUCUACCUGAACUAGUUCAGUUAACACAUUUUAAAAUAAACUUGUUCAGUUUAUUGUUCAUAAUUCCACAUCUUGAAUUUAAGUUCGUGGUUCCCAAAAAUGAAUUAAUUUAGUUGUUUUGUUUUUUUCUCCAAAACUUUGCUUUAAGCUUUUAUAUGUCGAUUUUUUACAGAGCAGCGAUUAUUUUAGCCAAUUUAACACUGAAACUGCAUCAGAUUAAUCUUCAUAUUUAUUUUUGAAUCCUAAUCCAACCAGGUUUACAAUAGAGAGGACAGUCCUCAGAAUACUGGUGUUUCCCUAAAGUUCAGUCCUAACCAGUAGGAACAUUCAUCUCUAGAGUAUAUUUUCAUAAACAUGAAGAAAACCUGCUGGUUGGUUGGUUGACUCUUUAUUAGGAUUAUAACAGGACUGUGGUCCUUAAGGUGUUUUUUAUUUCUGUACUUUUCCAAACCAACCUGGAAACAAUUAACAUCAAAUUCUAUUUCAGUCAGACUAAAAAGGAACCAGAACGAAUACUGGAAAUAACGAUCAACAAUAAAUGCUCAUACGAGUUUGUGUGCUUCGGGCAGCUAGUGCGACCUCCCUCAUCCAUCAUGUUUACUGAAAUCAUGACGACUGAUGUAUUUAUCUGAGCAACAGACAGGCUACUUGCAGUUGCCAGAUUGGGUGACUUUCCCCUAAAUAUGAAGGCCUGUUUACGGUGUGUUUUAGCUGGGGUUUCACCUGGAAGGUUCUGGACAUCUCACACACUUGUUAACAGAGUUUAAAAUGCCGCUUACAGACGCCAGAAUGAGCGUGUUUAACAUCAACGCGAUCAUACGCAAAUAAAGAACGAAACAUUCACGUUCACCUGAAAUAUGAAUGAGUUCACUGCAACUGACUACACCUGUCCACUUUAGCUAAACUCAUGUAGAACAGGUAUAAGACCCACAGGUAUGGAGGAGCUCUAAAAGACGGUUUUAUUUUUUUGCUUUUUUCUCUUCCUGUUAACGUCUCUGUCUCUGCAGGAAAUAAAGGACACAGUGGAUGGACAGAGGAUUCUGGAGAAGAAGGGAAGUGCAGCGGUGAGUUCAUGAUCGUCCAAUUAUUUCAGAGAAUUCAGACGGAUUGGGUUUGAAGGGUUUGAAAAGAGAUGAGAGAGUGAAUAUAUUCAGCAGAGUAAUUUAAGAGCAGUGGAGCAUGGAAAAGAAUAAUUAGAAAGUAAAUCCCUGACUGCUGUGUGUGUGUGUUUGUGUGUGUGUGCGUGCGCGCAGCUGAAGGACCUGAAGCGGCAGCUGCAGCUGGAGAGAAAGCGAGCCGACAAGCUGCAGGAGAGACUCCAGGAGAUCCUGACCAACAGCAAGACCAGGACAGGUACAGACACACCUGAAGCACACCUGCGAAGGUCUGUGAGGGUCCAAGUCCAAGAAUAUGACUGUCCGUGAACACCUCAGUCAGGGGGGCAGAGCUCAGCAGCAGACCCUGAGUCUGACCUCAAACAGCUGAGACUAAGAUCCAGGCCUGGGCUGAUAAUCAAUAAUUCAAUCAAUCAGGACGAUAAAUGGAAAUGAACUGGAUCAUUUUACGCUGUGCAUGUGUGUUUGUGUCCUCCGUCUGCUUUGAACACAGAAGUAUAAUCAGGCUGUAAAAUCCACAGAUUCUGCAUCGUUUGAACCCUGAAAACUCCAGACUCUGUUCGUUUAUAAUUCUGAUUUUUUUAGAUUUCUGUAACCAAAACAAAAUUGGCAGCAGGUCCUCAGACUCCAGGCUUAAAAUAUCUCCCAACAGAGCAGUAGGUGACAGUACAGAUCUGGUUUCUGCAAAUUUUCUGCAGUUUGUUGAAGGUUUCUUGAUGCCAGUGAAGAGGAACCUGAGAAGAUAAAACCAACAGCAUGAGUAUUUAAAUCCUCUAAACGGGCGACAUCGCCCUUUAAACCUGCCAGAAAGAAGAGUCCACGGUGCCCUGCCAGCCUGUGUGUGUGUGUGUGUGUGUGUGUGUCCUAAGUGGCAGUGGGAUGUGAUUGUAACUUGACCGAUGGGUCCGAUAAUUGUCGGCGUGCUCACCCAGCGUCAAGAGGUUCUGGCUCAGACCGGAACCUGCUGCUCAAUAUUUAAUGCAGCGUUCUGAUUCCCAGAGCUGAGGUGGACACACUGGCGUCUACUGGCGAAACACAAACACACACAGAUACAACACGAACAUGUACACAUCCCUGUGCUGUUUGCUGGUCUGUCUUUGUUUUUGAACUUUCUGUGCAGAUUGUUCUCUCUGCUCCUCUCCUGGACUGUUGCUUUACUCUCUCUUUCUCUCUCUCACUCUCUCUCUCUAUCUUUCUCUCACACACACACACACACACACACACACACACACACACACACACACACACACACACACACACACACACACACACACACACACACUCAGAGCAAUGCAGGGCAGUCCUGGUCUUCAUGUAUAAUCUAUGAGCUCUAAUGAAUGUUUAAAAAGUUCUGCACAAACCUGAGAAUCAGACAUUUUAAAGUAGCCUACUUAUCUCUCUGCCCGCUCACAACACCUGCAGUAAAGGGAAAGGCCACUGCAUUAAAGGGACAGGCCACUGCAUUAAAGGGACGGUCCUCUGCAUUAAGGGGACAGUCAGCUGAAUUAAAGGGACAGUCCACUGCAUGAAAGGGACAGUCAGCUGAAUUAAAGGGACGGUUUACUGUAUUAAAGGGACGGUCAGCUGCAUUAAAGGGACAGUCCGCUGCAUUAAAGGGGCAGUCUACUGCAUUAAAGGGACAGUCAGCUGAAUUAAAGGGACAGUUUACUGUAUUAAAGAGAAGGUCAGUUGCAUUAAAGGGACAGUCCGCUGCAUUAAAAGGAUGGUCGGCCUAAUUAAAGGGACGGUCAACUGCAUGAAGGGGAUGGUUCACUGCAUUAAAGGGACAGUCAGCUGAAUUAAAGGGACGGUCAGCUGAAUUAAAGGAACAGUAAGCUGAAUUAAAGGGGCAGUCCACUCCUUUAAAGGGAAAGGCCACUGCAUUAAAGGGAUGGUCCACUGCAUUCAAGGGACUUCCCAUUGCACAAUCCACUGCAUUAAGGGGACAGUCAGAUGAAUUAAAGGGACGGUCCACUGCAUUAAAGGGACAAUCAGCUAAAUGAAAAGGGAUGAUAAGCUGCCUUUAUGGGACAGUCCACUGCAUAAAAGGGACAAUCAGUUGAAUGAAAAGGCAUGGUCAGCUGCCUUAUUGGGACAGUCCACUGCAUUACAGGGACAGCCAACUAUAUUAAAGGGAUGUUUCCCUGCAUUAAAGGGACGGUCCACUGCAUUUAAGGGACGGUCAGCUGAAUUAAAGGAAUGGUUCACUGCAUUAAAGGGACAAUCAGCUGCAUUAAAGGGAUGGUCCACAUCAUUAAACGGACAGUCCAACACUUUAAAGUGACUCGAUUUAUUGGACAGACUGUAUAUUUUAUCUCAGGGACAGUAAUUAGGAGUUCAUCAGGUAUCACAGUACUUAUUAAUAACAUCAAUGUCACAACAUAAGUAUUUCACACACUUGAUCACUUUAAAACCUUUUAAAACAUUCAAACGCUUUUAUACCUUUAAACAACAAAAAAAGGGUUGAUGUCUCUCCUCUUUGGUCAGCAGGUUUUACUCAUUAAGAACUUUAAUAUAAUCAGCUAACCUGUUUAUUCUGUCCCUCUGCUUUUACACACAGAUACUCUCUCCUCCUCGCUCCUCCUCUCUCCUCUCUCCUCCUGCUCCUCCUCCUCCUCUUGCCGUAUGUUCUCAGAAGGUCUGAUGUCCUCUGUUGGUCCUCCUCCUCUCUCCUCUCUUCUCCUCCUCUCUCCUCCUCCUCCUCUCUCCUCCUCCUUUUCUCUCCUCGCUUUUGCUCCUCUCUCCUCCUUCUCUCCUCUCUCUUGCUCCUCUCUCCUCCUUCUCCUCCUCUCUACUCUCUCCUCCUCACUCCUCUCUCCUCUCCUCCUGCUCUCCUCCUCCUUCUCCUCUGUGUGUCUUUAGAAGUUCUGAUGUGCCCUGUUGGUCCUCCUCUCUACUCUCUCCUCCUCACUCCUCUCUCCUGCUCCUCUCUCCUCUCUUCCUGCUCUCCUCCUCCUUCUCCUCUGUGUGUCUUUAGAAGUUCUGAUGUGUCCUAUUGGUCCUCCUCUCUCCUCCUUCCUCUCUCCUUCCUCCCUCCUCCCCCUCUCUCCUCCUCCUCCUCGUUGUCUGUCUUCAGAAGGUUCUGACGUCCCCAGUUGGUCCUCCUCUCUCCUCCUUUCCUCUCUUUUCCUCUCCUCUCUCCUCCUCCUCUCCCUACUCUCUCCUUCUCCUUGUCUUGCCGUGUGUCUACAGAAGUUCUGAUGUCUCCUGUUGGUCCCCAUCUCUGCAGGUCUGGAGGAGCUGGUCCUGUCAGAGAUCAGCAGUCCCAGUCGGACUCAGCAGACUGGAGACUCGUCUUCUGUCUCAUCCUUCUCUUAUAGAGACAUGAUGAAGGAGUCCCAGACAACCAAUCAGAACAAAGUAGGUGGAGCCUCGUAAAUGUUUCCAACACCAGUCCUAAAAACUUACUCCUGUUUUCCCUCCAUCCGUCGCUCACCCUCAUGUGACUUUCUCUCUCGGGGUCACGACCUUUGUGAAAUAGUAUGACCUUCGAGUUAUGACAGCUGUUACCGUGACGACAACACAUCCCAUCAUCCCUCUGCCCCCCCCCCUUUAGAUUUUACAUUUGUUUUCUCUGGAGGGUUUAAAGAUCCUCUGGCGCUUUUAUUUUUAGCCUCUUUACUGUUUCAUCACUGUGUUAGUGUGUGUGUGUGUGUGUGUGUGUGUGUGUGUGUGUGUGUGUGUGUGUGUGUAAGAGUGUGUGUGUGUCUAUUGAUAGAAACACUGUAAAUAGAGCCGCUAGCUUGAGUUCAUGGAGCUGAGUGUUUCUAUCUCGUCCUGUGGGGUCAGUUUACUGUGGUAGUACGGUCGUCAUGGGCAACCGCAUCAUAUGAUGGAGCAGAGUGUGUGCUAUGUGUGUGUGUGUGUGUGCGCGCGUGCGCGGCAUCCUGCUGCUGUGAUAUUUCCCAUCAGACACCUGUGAGUCUGCAGCUUUGAAGUGAUCAGCUGAUUUUAAAGGUUUCCAUCCUCGUCUCCGUGGUCAUCUCUCUUUCCUUCUGGUUCUGGUCCCGUGGGUUGGUCCAUACGCUCACACUCAGUAGAUCUCCAGCAGGAAGUGUGCGCUGACAAUCAGGAAGGAUCUGAAUCUGUUUGAAAGCCUCCUGAGAAAGUCUAAAUGCGUCCCCCUCUCUGGGACCGACUCCUCAUCUCUGCUCCUCCCUAAAGAAACCUCCUUGUUGUGGAGAUCGAUGCUCAGGUAGAACCACAGAUUCAGCUCCAGAACUGGGUUUCUUUUCUGCCACAUCAGGUCUGAGCGCCCUGCAGCUCAGUCCUGAGGCGCUGUGUUUGUGCAGUCCGUCCAUCUGUUCUUCCCGCUCUGGUGAAGAUGAUAUUUUAGGAACGCCUGGAGGACACUCGCUCAGAUUUGUCCAAAACAGUCCACCUCCACUUCAGGAUGAACAGAUCAGAUCUCAGCGCUCAAAGGUCGGACCUCGAGCCUUAACGAGGGCACUUUCCUCCACGAAGUGAGCUUGGUUCAUGUCUGUAUGAGGACAGAUGUUCACAGGACUCUGAUACCAGAAUCUGAAAUGUCCUGAAUCUACUUCUGUUAUUUACUGCACCAGUUAAAAAAAAAACAAAAAACAAGGACCGGUUGUGUUUGUGCCCCAUAAGGCAACGAAGAGUCGAGGAUGAACCAUCUUCAUGAGGAGAAACUUAAAAGGUUUUGAUUCAAACACACACGCACACACACACACACGCACACACACACACACAGCAGGGUUACAGCUAAAACCCACAGGAUCUGGCCUGGCAGGUGGUUCAUAUACACAAGCAUUAAAGUCGAUGUGUGUGAUUUCCCAGAAUCUGUCCGCCAUUUGGCUCCAUUGCGGAUCAGCUCUUGCGGUGGGAUCAGAUACGCAAGGCUUCUAUUUUUGCCGGACACUGCAGCACGGCGCAUCAAUUCAGUGCAGCGCAGCGCGAGCAGUAGAGGAAGAUGUAUGUGGUUACGGAGUAAAAUAUCCAUUAAUUUUCAAAAUAAAAUAAAGUCAAUACAUUAAACUGUUCUUAGCUUGCCAGUAGGAGUGGCCAGGGUUGUGGGAUAUGGAUGUUUAUAUACACCUUCAUUUAUAGAUCUCAACCAGUCUCGUGAGAAAUAUUGGUAAUCUGGCAAGAGCUUCUCCUCCGAUGGCAAAGCCGUUCCGGAUCCUGUGGGAGGUUAGAGGUUAGAGCUGCGAGAAUACGGGACAGCUGCAAUUUCCACUGCAUCCUGAAAAUUGCCGGAACAGCGGCGAUUUUCGCCGUCCGCCAGUUCCUACCAAAUCCAUUUGUGAGGCGAAUUUUGUGGCGAAUUAUGGACAGAGGUAAUCAUAAGAACUCACAAGAACCCGCGGAUUCACAAUCAAUCACGCAAUGAGUUGUCUCUAUAAAGACAGCCACAUAGACAUAUAAGCAGUAGAUUGUGUCCUUCCAGAGGAGGAAAUCUACUUCUAGACUUCUAGAAUCAGCAUCUCCUCAUCCAUGGUGUCAUCGGGGUGAAAUGACGUCUAAAAAAAUUUCACUUGUUCGUCUCCGCCUGUUUGCAUGGUGUGAAAUACGAUCCUCCUGAAACACGGAGUGUUUUAUUUUGAAUUUUUCACAUUUUCCUUUCCAGCACGGGUUAAACUGUGCUGAAUUUAUCCAGCAUGCUCCGGCUUCCGGAAAAAAUAGAAGUCUUGUGAUCAGCUGUGGAGUCCGGCUAUCAGCAAAGGAACGGAAAGACAGCUGUCUGUCUGUCUGUCCUGAUGUUUUUUUAGUCUCUGUGUUUUUGUCUGUCUGUCUGUCUGUCUGUCUGUCUGUCUGUCUGUCUGUCUGUCUGUCUGUCUGUCUGUCUGUCCGUCCGUCCGUCCGUCCGUCUGUCUGUCCUCCUGACGGUCUUUUAAGUCUCUGUGUUUUUGUCUCCAUGUGUCCAUCAGUCCGGAGGAGGCAGCCCUCAGUCCCAGCGUCCGGCUGAACUCUCCGACGACGAGGUGGGAGAGUUAUUCCAGAGACUGGCCGAGGUUCAGCAGGAGAAGUGGAUGCUGGAGGAGAAGGUGAGGAGAGACCUAUGUUACCAUGGCAACCACAUAUCACAUGGCCGUGAUUUGUCCGUCCUCCUCUUGGAUGUCCUUAACGCUCGGCCAGACGCUCCGAGUCAAGGAGAAAAGUAGUUUUAGUUUUUGGAGUCAGGUUUGUGUUUUGGAUGUUCAGAUGAAUUAUUAAUGUUCUGUAAAGUUCUGCUGUGGACCGGAGCCGCUGACCCAGCACAGAGUCCUCUUUAUGGUAAUCCUGAUUCAGACUCUGGAGAGAAACACAACUGGACGCUCUCAGGAACUCUGUUACUGCGAGAACUUUCAAAUCAUCACGUCAUCAAAUACGUGUCGAGGUCCAACAGCUGAGCGGUCCAGUUCAGUGUCCCCAGAUAGUGGGUCACCAGAACCAGCCCAUAAUGAAGAAGUGUCCCAGGACAGUCAGGAGUCACAGAGUCACGGCAGAUCAGGCUGUUUUUAGUGCAGGACUUUUACUUUGAAAGGGUCUUUAGGUCUGAUUGACUUCCUGUUCUCCACGGUCAGGUCAAACACCUGGAGGUCAGCUGUUCGUCCAUGGCUGAAGACAUCUGCAGGAAGAGCGCCAUCAUCGAGACCUACGUGAUGGACAGCCGCAUCGGUAACACACACACACACACACACACACUCACCUUUAGAGCUCCCCCUGCUGUCUGUCUUGUCAUAAACCCCGCCUCCUCCUCCAUGUGAACAGGUGGGACAUCAAAUUCAGGUCCAGGUUGAUUGGAUUCGGGGGGUGUGGUUUCAUGAUUGACAGCUCUGUUGACCAAUGAGGCUCCUGCAGCUGAGAGACUUUAAUAACUUUAUUUGAACAGCACUCAUAAAAUCAUGAGUUAGUUGAAAGUGUGUGAACAUGCGGGUGCCCAUUUAAGGAUUUUUCUCCUCACAGUGGGACGAGUCGAAGACGUGCUCACUCUAUGACAGACAGGAAAUGGUUAAAAAGCCUCAAACGCCUGAAAACUUUCCACUAAGAGCGUUGGGUUUUCUUGGAUAAGAACCCUCUGGACCCAUCAGAACUUUUAGUCGGGUCACGAAGUGAGAUUCUGUGACCAUCCUCUGGCAAGGAUGUUUUGACGAUUGAUUUGACCUCUAUGGACCCUUUAGAAAAGAUUUAGCCCCCAGGUCCCUCGCAAAAAUCCUGGCAUUUUUUGCUAGACAGCUAAAUUCAAGAUGGCGGCCGGCGCCAUCUCUAAAAAUUAACUUUUGAUCUGGAUGGCCUAGAAUCAUGAAUGAAGGCACUUUUCCAUACAAGUCAAGCAUGAGGAUUCCAAAUCUGACAUCGUUUUAAUCAUACAACUUUGUUUUGACCGCGAUAUUCAAGAUGGCUGCCAUCCAAUACUGUGAUUCUCAAGCUUUUCAGGACUUGACCCCCAAAACAAUCAUAUUUGAACUGGGUAACCCCCAAUUUUUUUGACUCUGUUCCACAUAUAGAUAUUGUGAAAAUAGCAGAUCUACAAGCCCGUAAUACCUUGUAUUGUGAGGCAUGUGAGCUUGUAGAUCGGCUAUUUUCAAAAAUUUUUUGAGCCCACAGUGAGAGGAGCUACACAUUUGAUCUGUAAAGACAGUGUGCAGGUAGCAUACAUGGCUGCUUGAAUAUGUAAGAAAAUAAUUUACCAACAGGGACAGACAGACAGUCAUGUAUUCUCCAGUGUGGUAGUCUGUGUAAUGAAGCCACAGAUACCAUUAAGUCAACCCAGAGAUGGGAAAACAUAAAACACAGGGCACUGUUAUGGAGUGGCCUUGACAAGUUUGGACAUGUCUAUACAACUGUCGAUUGGGAUAAAGGUCCGGUUGGAAAAUGUGUCCAUGAAGCAUGUAGGUUGACCCUAUUCAAUUCUAAUAAACUGUAACAAGCCAAAAAAGACAGAAAAAACAAAAGAGUGAAGAAAUCCCAUCUCAGUCUUCUUUGUUGGAUGACUGUUCCACAGCUGCAGAUCCACCUGCCAAACGACUGUUUGUGUUUUGUGUUUUCCCAUGGGAUUCCCAUUUUGGAAUCCUCAUGCUUGACUUGUAUGGAAAAGUGCCUUCAUUCAUGAUUCUAGGUCAUCCAGAUCAAAAGUUAAUUUUUAGAGAUGGCGCCGGCCGCCAUCUUGAAUUUAGCUGUCUAGCAAAAAAUGCCGGGAUUUUUGCGAGGGACCUGGGGGCUAAAUCUUUUCUAAAGGGUCCAUAGAGGUCAAAUCAUUCGUCAAAACAUCCUUGCCAGAGGAUGGUCACAGAAUCUCACUUCAUGACCCGACUAUUUGAGUCUGAGUGUCUGAGGAACCUCCUGGAGAAGCUCUUCAGACAGUCGUUCACAAACAGAGGAGAAGAGAAAGAGCUUCAGGGAGCAGGUCGUCACUUUGAUCUGUAGCUUCUAUUACCUGAAGAACACACCUUUACACCUCCUCCGUGUUCUUAUGAUGAGGAACAUUCUGGAGAGCAGGAAAACAUUACGAGUCUGAUGGAUCUGAUCAAUACGUUCAAUCAAUGUUUUCAAUGGCUUCACCCAGCGAGGAGGCAUACUCUGUCCAUUCUAUAAACAGUCUAUGAUCUAUAUCUAUCAGAUCUAUGUGGUUCAGCUCUCUCUCUUUUCUCCCUCUAAGGUCAAAGGUUCUAUCUUUAUUUGUCUGUGUGUGGUAAUGCUGACUGAGUCUGUUUUUAACAACUCCUCAAACAUCAGCUGAUUUUGUUUUUUUCAUGACCCCCCCCCAUUUCUCAUCAGUUGAAGUUCAGUUCUAAAUUCUUUAAUUCCAGUUUUCAGUCCAUUUUCUUUAUCUUAGGUGAGAAUCAAACAUCUGAGAACUCUGAUAGGGAGGUCUUUACUGAGGUCUAGUAAGGCCUAACGCCUGGUUCUCACACUGGAAGCGCCGCGCGCGGAAACGAAGCGCCGCGCACAGAGUUUCAGAUCGGCGCCCAUGUUAACCUAUGAGACUGUUCACACAGCUCGCGCGCGGAACGGCUCGCGCUCUGGAGCGCGGCUGCUCCGCUUCUCUCUAUUUUUGGCGCGAGCCGAUGUAAAGCUCAGCAGAGCAGAUCGGACCAGACAGGAAGUCAGGAAGGAGAUGCGAGAGAAUCCGGUCAAUUUUCAAAAUAAAGUAAAUUUCAAUAAAUUAGAAAAGGAUUGACGGUGUUGCUUGUCGGUCUAUUUUUUUUACCGAUGAACACACACACACACACACACACACACACACACACACACACACAAACACACACACACACACACACACAAACACACACACACACACACACGGAGGGAGAGCUGCAGAGAUUCAGUGAUGUUAUUGAGACAAAGGAGGGGUCUUUAUUACGAUAGAGUCAAUAGCCUCGAGCUAACAAGGCUACACAUACAACGGAGUCAGCAGACUCCCCAAUUCAUUCGUUGUUUACCCCUAAAUAAGAUUUUAAAACAAUACUUGAAGAUGCUGCCAAUAUUUAAUUUAUGUAUGACGAAAUAAAAACGUAAAUAAAUAUUGAUUUACCCAUUUUUAAAGCGCUCGUAAGUGUGGAAAACUGAGGGCAGACGGAAACGGCCGAGCACUGCCGGGCUCAGUCGAUGUCUGAGAAAACGCUUUCUGUGUGAACAGCCAAGCGCGAGCCGGAGCUGCGCGCGCGCGGCGCUUCCGUUCCGCGCGCGGCGCUUCCUGUGUGAACCAGACGUAACACAUACUCUCCCAGUAUCUAAACUGGACCUGAUCUGAGGACCAGAACUGAGCUGUACCGAAACUCUGCUUUCCUCUCCUCCUCCUCCUCCUCCUUUUUCUGCUGUUUUCAAUUUCAUGUCUGACUGGUUUGAUUCUCUCUCUCUCUCUCUCUCUCUCUCUCUCUCUCUCUCUCUCUCUGUCUGUCUCUCUCUCUCUCUCUCUCUCUCUCUCUCUCUCUCUCUCUCUCUCUCUCUCUCUCUGUCUGUCUCUCUCUCUCUCUCUCUCCUAUUAAGGCUGUAGUAAUAAUAGUAAAUCUAAUGGUCAGUAAAAGAGAGCCGAGCUGCUGCUGCAGGCCGGACUGAAAGUGUGUGUGUGUGUGAUGAAUAUUUGAUACUGCAGCUGUUUGAACACACACACACACGCACACACACACACACACACGCACACACACACACACACACAUAUGUAUAUAUACAGUAUAUAUAUAUAUAUAUAUCCAGUUAAAGCUUGUGGUGGAAACCUGAGCGUGUCAGAGACAGUUGAGGCCCUCAGAGUUUUUAAGUAUCGGUUCGACAGCAGGGGGCCACAUGACAGUCUUCUGGAGUCCAGAGUCCGUCCUGAGGAGGUUCUGUUCGCAAUUAUUCCGGAUCUUCUUUAAAUGUUGAACCUGGAGGUGAGUUCUGGGUUCAGCAGAGUGUCCAGCUGUUCGCCUGCAGGUGAACACGUUUACAGGUGUUCAGCUCUUAAAUAUUUACUACACACACUCUGCACUGUCAGCAUGAACACACACACAGCUGCUGACUCUGUGUGUGUGUGUGUGUGUGUGUGUGUGUGUGUGUGUGUGUGUGUGUGUGUGUGUGUCUGCCACCUCAGGAUGAUCAGUAUCUCUUCUUUUAUUUCUUCAUUUGUUUUUUCUCCUCCGUCUCCUCUCUUUUAUGUCUCCUUUUAGUGUGUGUGUGGGUAUGUGUGUGAGUGUGCUGCAGUUUCUUUUUAACACACACACACACACACACACACACACACACACACACACACACACACACACACACAAAGCACAUUCACUGAGUUUUUAUUCACAUCACCAGAGAGAUAAACUAGAUAAUCUCCUUCUCUCCCCCUCUCCUCAUCUCCUUGUUUCCUUGUGUCCUUGUCUCCUCAGAUGUGUCAGGCAGUGCAGUCGGGGGUCACGGAGGCUCUCAGGGAGACAGAGGAGGUCUGGGCUCGGUCCUCAGAGAUCUGGUCAAACCAGGAGAUGAGAACCUGAGAGAGAUGAACAAGAAGCUGCAGAACAUGUUGGAGGAGCAGCUGACCAAGAACAUGCACCUGCAGAAGGUGAGAGAGGGGGGAUUCUGGGUAAUGGAGUUCAGACCACCAUUCCACCGUUAAACGACCCAGAUGGUUCUGAGGUCCUCCUCACUCCCUCGUUAUGGUCCAAUCAGCUGAACUCUGUGAGCAGAUUUAUGACUUGACAUGGAGCAGAUUUAACCCUUCAUUCCUACCCUGUCUGUUUUAAGGCCAUUUGUCAUUUUUUUUCCUCUUUAUUUUGAACUGACAGUCACAUUUUUAAAGAUUAGAAAAUCAAAUUUGGUGAGAGUUCUUGUUUUUCUUCAUAUAAAAAAAAAAAGGGGGCCACCUGUAGUUCUCUGUCACCGCGUUCUAGCUCCACCCACCCUCCUUUGUCCACAAAUCGGACAAUAGACUUCCAUUAAAAACCCAUUUUUUGACCGUGUGCUUAUGGAACGAACAACAUAUUACAACCUUUUUUUUUGCAGUCUGUCAAUCACCAGCGCUCAAAAUUUGACUUUACGACAGUGAUACAGCAGAUUGAGCCAGCACAUAAUUUUAACCCCUUCAGUGCACGCAAGUCUUCAUUCAUGGACUGAGAGUGUUUGAAGCGCUGAUUCAUCCACUAAACAUCAUCAGAAAUUAAUGAAACUUUACAUGACACUAGAUAUGGAUGUCUAAGAGUGGGAUAUGUGUGUAAGGAAAAGUUUGUGUGCUCCUGCCUGUGUGUACGGGUGCAAAUCUGCGUCCAUGUUUAUAACCGGGCAUGCCGUGAGCGAAACUUUUACCGUCGAAAAUCCGACAUCCAAGUUCUGAAGUGUGGGAUAAAGGAUGAAAUUGUUGAAGAGAUAUGAGUCGAUAAAAGUUUUAAAAAAUGUUUAAAAAUGAUUAUUUUAUGAACACUUAUCUGAAUGUAAAGUAGGCUGGAGGGUUAAACACUUUGCAGCUCAUUCAUUACCGGUCCUGUAUAAUAACAGAAAACUGUCUCUGUCUGCAGGAUCUGGAGGUUUUAUCCCAGGAAUUAGUCCGUCUCAGUAAGGAGAAUCCAGGUGGAAGUACAGCUGGGUCAGGAUGAGACUAUCACCUGGAACCCCGUCAGUCCAUACCUACUCUGCACAUCUGGAAAGUGUGGACUGGAUUCUGACUAACACCUGGAAUCUCCCUCUCUUCCAUUCCUCUCCUCUGUGUCCACAAACCUCAGACCCGUCGUGGCUUUGACUACUGUCCGGAGUCACCGUGAUUUCACCACCUCCGCCUGACUGCUGAGCUAUGACUAAAUGCUGGAAUUUGUCCAUCUUUUGUGUCUCAGUGUCGAAAAAAACAAAAGACAUGAAGACAUACUCAGCCUUUUCUGUUGCUAUUGAAUGUACUUUAAUUAGACUGUACCGCUCACUUCUUUUGGUUCCAGGAUAUAACCGGGAGAAAAACCGUUGUAACCGACUGCAAACUGCAAAUCACCUGUUUCUGUCUCUCUGUCACGGUCUGACUAUGUCCUGGAAUUCAAGCUUUUAAUAUGUUGUGACUCUCUGGGUAUUACUGCUCUAUUUCCUGGGACUAUUUCAGUGCUGAUCCAAGUGUAACUCUAAAAACCACUUUAUCCUAGUCAGUUGGACUUUGAGCACCAGUUAGAUAUCUUGUGCAAACAAGAUUGCAAGUCAUCUUGCUUGCACAGUGUGUUAUUUUACAUGAGGACAUUUGUCAGAUGAUAGUCCAUCAUAGUUCAUCUGUCAAGAUCAUUUUUUGUUCUCCUAAGAUAACUGAACAAGAUAACUCCCCGCAAAAUAACGACCUGUUUGCCAUCAUUAAAAUCUGGUUUCAACAAGAUACUGACUUCUGUGCGCAAGAUAAGUCAUCCUGUUCUGAUAUGACAGAAGACCUGAACUGAUGAAAGUUUUCAGGUGGAUAUCUUGCGUACACAAGAUGCUUAUCUUCAGGGAUCAGGUCAUGAUGUUGUGUGCACAUUUGAAGGUAUCUUGCUCCCUCCUAAUAAAACCUGUGGUCUCUGUAAGGAUCUUGUUGGGGACCCUGGACCUUCUUCACGCCAAGAUUUCCUGCCGUGUUCGACAGUUGAGACAGAAGGCAGAGAUUUUUACCAAAUUUUUUUCAUUUCCGGUUCAAAGACUCCGCCAAUUGUCUUCUCUACCUUUGGUUCUCUAACAUAAGUCAGCCAUGGCUACGUCCUGGAGCACAAACACUUUGUGUUUUAUUUAAAUUUGCAGGUUAUAGUUGGCCAUGGAUAUUUCCUGGAGUCCAGGCUUCACAGCUUUGUGUCUUCGUCUGUUUCUGUGAUUUUUCUGCACGUGUCGAUUUUUUAUUUAUUACUGAACUCGUCGUUCUCAACAUCAAGUUUUUGUCCUUUUUCACGCACAAUAUGUCAUUUUAUUUUUCCAAAUGAAGAACUGAUCGAUUAUUUGAUUUGAUUUGAUUAGAUUAGAUUUUUUUUUUUUUCAAAGCAUGAAAAUCAGAAAAUGUGAGAAAAUAUUUUAAAAUCUCUUUGAAUUUUGUUUGUUUUGUUUUGUGGUAAAACCUGAAAAUUAAAAACUUGUAAAGUGACUCUUCAGUUCAGAUUGACUUCGCUCUGGGAAACAAAAUGGCUCCAAACUCAACUAUUGGCUGUUUCUAUGUGAUGGCGCAGCAUUGUUAUCCCAGGGCUCUGUUUAUAUCCUGGGUCACACGAACUGUAAGUAAUUGCACUUUUUUUGUUAUUUGUGACUUUUUUUGAAUCCCUGAUGGGACACCAAAUGGUGCAGUAUAAAAAAGUGAAACUUUAAGCCCCGUCUGCUUUUUCUGCAACUGAGUUCUUUAGGAUUCCUGCCGGGCCGGUCUACUCCCUGCUUAAAUGAACAUAUCUUCAUGUUGUUGCUUUUAAAUCGGCUUUUGUUUCUAUGAUGAUCUGAAAAUGUUGACGCUCCUUUUAUGGACACUUCUACUGUCUGCUCUGCCUUUGUUUCUCCUCUUGGACUAUGACUAUGUCCUGGAUGCGAUAUUUUUUUUAAAAAUUCGCAUCCUGGAUAUGUGCUUGUAGCAGACGGUUGUUUUUACAUUGUAUCUGCCUGUAAAUUUCUGCUUUUUUUUGUUCAGGUUUUUACAGUGCAGCUCGCACUUCAGAGGACAGUCUCGUUUAGAGAAAGUCAAACUAUGAUGAGAUGUGACUCCAACGUGAUGCUGAAACUCUCUGUGAGGUGUUUGAGCUGCACUGUAUAGACUCUCUGCGGGAUCGGUCUAUGUGCUGGGCAGUGACCGGCCUGCUGCUUUGUUUCGUUUGUAUGUUUAAGUCUGUAAAUAUUAACGCGCUGUGACAUGACUUCUAACUGUAUGAAGAAUCAACGGAUCUAUUUAUGAGACUGAUAUCCACCAUGACCCUAAUUCAUGUAACCAUGAGAAAAAUAUAAAAUAUCGUCUGAGAAAAUAAUGGAGAAGAACAAGAGCGUCUGUCUGUGAUUUCUGUCCUCACACAAACAUCUUUAAUUUUUAUUCUUUUUCAGUUUUUCACCUUUUUAUCAAGAGACGAUUUGAUUCGCUAAUAAAUCAGUGAGCUCAUCAGAAAGAGAGCAGCCCUAAAAUCUCACCGCGCUAGGAAAAGUCAGUUUCCUAAAGUUUUCUCAUUAAAUCAGAUAAAUGCUGACUCAAGUUUGUUCUCUUUAAUCUCUGCAGGUGACUGUAUAUUAGCCCUGUGAUUUGACUCCGCCCCCUUCAUCCUUCCCACAAUUCCCUCUGUUUUUUGUUCUCUGUAAAGUUUGCUGAUGGAGGUCGAGUUCAGGGUUUCUCAGCAGGGAGACGCAGCCUCAGCGCUAAUUAGCUGUCCGCUACUUCCUGUCCCGCAGAGAGGAACAGAUUAGAGAGGUGACUGCUCACCGCCGACAGGGUCUGCCUUAACGAGAUAGCGUCUGAUUGGUCAGGCCGCGGGGUUAAUUGAAGGGGAGGAAGUGAUGAGUUCUUUUGAAUGUGUCUUUAAUUAAAGGAAAGCUCCAAGGGAGGCAAAGCGCUCCGUUUUCGAAGUAGGUGGAAAUUGACAUGUUAACUUGAAUGGUUACGAUCAGCUACGAUCAGAGGAUAUGGCCUUUUCAUAGAUGUUCAGGAUGCCGUGGAAAUUGGCGGUCAGGUAGACAGAGGAGGUCUGGGCUUGGUCCUCAGAGAUCUGGUCCAACCAGGAGAUGAGAACCUGAGAGAGAAUCGUUUCAUUUCGUAGUCUAAUCGUUUCUCAAACACAAGUCCAAAAACCUGCAGCUCCUCUCCUGUCCACUAGAGGCUGUGUCCUUUAGUGAGUCAGUCCCCAUAGAGUCCCAUAUAAAUCCUUACAGCAGAGACAGACAGGAACAGUCAGGUCCAGGUCUUGGGAACCACGUCUCCACUAAUCCCGGUCUGCCCCACAUGAGAGUCUACAAACAUGAACCUGCUGGGUGGACCGUGGCCUACAGCAGCCAACAUCUAUAUGUGUUUAUGUAUAUCAUAUAUAUCUAUAUUUCUAUGUCUACAUAAGAACAAGAGCCUGUAUGAGGACAGCAUGGUGACGAAACAGGGCGCCCUGAUCGCCGGGGAAACCGGAGGGGCGAUCCCAUCAUGUCUGACAGGCGGGAGUGAGGGGGUGGAAGUCGGGGGGUUACAGAGUUUAAAAUAUUUAUAAGUUUUCUCCUGCAGAGGCAGUCUAAAUAUAGACCGUGUAAAUAUAGACCGUGUGUGUGUGUGUGUGUGUGUGUGUGUGUGUGUGUGUGUGUGUGUGUGUGUGUGUGUGUGUGUGAUGACAGGAUCCAUCAGUUUGUUUUUCCAACAACAUCUGUGACAGCACACCCUCUGAAAGAAAACACUACGCUCUCCUUUAUUCACAACAGAAGAAGAACAAGACAGUGAACGCACCACCAGCCAUGUAACACUGCACCUCAGUGGACAGUGAACGCAUCAUCAGAGAGAGCGUUCAGGCGCCGCCAUCGAAGAGCGGCUAGUCGGAUCCAGGAGUGACAGUGAAGGCAUCAUGACAUGAAAUGAACAUGUCACAGCAGGAGACAGUGAAGGCAUCACUUUGUACCGUCACAUCAACUUUACACCCAAAACCUCUAAAACAACCGACUUCUGUCUGCCUGUUCACACACACACACACACAUACACACAGUCAGAGUGCAGUGUGGGCCCCCAGAGGCCUCAUGUAUUGAUUGGACUCUCAGUGUGUGUAAUGAGAGCUGCUGCGUUUGUUUUUAGCUCCAGAGUGGGAGGAGAGAGAUGUGGCACUGCGGCAACACACACACACACACACACACACACAGCCAUAGGUCCAAUCAGAGCUGUCCGUGUCUUUAUAUAGACACACACAGUGAGCGAUGGAGGAGGCUGUAAUUGAGGAGAAACUGCCUGAGGUCUGAUUGCAUCAACACUCCACUCUUUAUACUCUCUCUCUCUCUCUCUCUCUCAUUCUUCUUUUCUUUAUUUCUUGUCUUUUUUAUUUCGAUGAGUCUGCUUUUAAAUUCUGGACUCCAUCUCAAACUUGAAAGAUUGAACGCAUCAUAUAUGAAGACAGUUAAUGCAUCAUAGAUGAAGAUACAUGUUGGCAUUAAUGACUCCCGGUGCCGCCAGUCAGAAGUCACUAAAUUGAAUAUGGAAUCGGUGUGUGAAUACGCCAAAACCAUGUCGGACUCUGUAGUUUUCUCUGGUCCCCUGCCCGAUCAGACAACUGAUGAGAUGUGAAGCCGUAUCUCAUCAUUCAACCGCUGGCUGUCGAGGUGGUGUCCGCAAAACGGCGUGGGCUUCAUUGAUAAUUGUAAGUCGUUUUGGGGCAAGCCUGGUUUGAUUAGUCGGGACGGCAUUCAUCCCACUCGAGAUUGGGGCGGUCCGUUUAUCCAGAAAUCUGGCCGAUUUUAUUAGUCCGAACCACUGACAACUCAGAACAGAGAUCAGGGAGCAGAGCUGCGGUCCUACACGCCUCUCUGCACCUCCUUUAGAGCAGCGUCCCAGCCACUAUCACUUAUAUACAGAGACUAGGGAGCAGAGCUGCAGUCUUACACGCUCCUCUGCACUCCCUUCAGAACAGCUUCCUAGCUACAAUCAGUUCGAUACAGAGAUCAGGGAGCAUAGCCGCAGCUCUACACGUUCCUCUGCACUUUUGUUAGAGCAGCCUCCUAGCUACUGUCACUUUAACCCUUGUGCACCCCUAAGGACCAUUUUGGUCCUCGUAACUAUACUUUUGUGGAUAAUUUUGGCUGUGAUGAUGCAAAUGGCAUGAAAGUUUGUCAAAGUGUGUAAUUUUAGGUGCAAUUUAAUCUUUUUUCUUUUUUCUUCCUCUGAACUUUUUUGCAUGUGAGCAAUUUUUAUUACUACAGUAGACACUUCUAAGGACCGAAACGUUCCCAUUGACUCCCAUUAAAAUAUGUUUUCUUCAAUACACUGCCAAUGCAGUAUAAUUUUUGGAUUUUUUUUUCUUCUCAUGUACACCUAUUCUUUGAGGGUCAAACUGUUUUUUUUUUUAUGCCGACCAGCAGAUGGCGCCAUUUUUCUUUUUUCCUGCCAUACCCUUUAGAACCAGAGGGGCACUGUUUUCCCUUUUUCACAGAGCUGGUUUAUUUCAUGCAGAUAGAUAGAUUGAUAGAUAUAUAAUUUAUUGAUCCCAAACUGGAAAAUUCUCAUGUUACAGCAGCAAAAAAAUACAAAAUAGAAUUAAAUAUAAGAAGAAAUAUGUACAAUGCAGACUAAAAAUACUAAAUAUAUACAAUGAAAACAGGCUAAAUAUACUAAACAUCUUCAAAACAGAGAGAAAAUAAAUUUAAUAAAAACUG